AUGGGUGUCACCAAACUAUAUUUGGUGAUGUUUUUCAUUCUGACAGGUAAGUGGUAGCUAGAUUUUAAGUCCUUAAAUGCUUAUGGUAAUGUUAUUUGGAUAGAUUUCACCCAGUCCUGUCAAUUUUUCUUCAGUGAAAGCAACUUCAGCUACAGGAGAUCCCUCUACGACUAGUGCACCAGCAACAACUGAACCUGGGGGAUCCACAUCGUCUGGAGGUGCAACUAGCACUGAAACUUCCUCGUCAAUAGCAACCACUGGUGGAGCAACAACAACUGAUCAAACUACAACAGAAGGUUCUGCUACAACAAGUGCAACAGUAACAACAGUAACAGGGGAAUCCACAUCAUCUGGAGGGACAACUGGAAUUGAAACUUCCUCGUCAACAGCAACUACUGGACAAGCAACAACUACUGGACAAACUACAACAGGAGAUUCUGCCAUGACAAGUGCAACAACAGUAAGUGGGGCACCCAUGUCAACUGGGGGUACAACAAGGAUUGAAACUUCAUCAUCAACAGCAACUGGUGGAGCAACAUCUACUGAACAAACUUCAACAGGAGGUUCCUUUAUGACUAGUGCACCAGCAACAACUGAACCUGGGGGAUCCACAUCGUCUGGAGGUACAACUAGCACUGAAACUUCCUCAUCAAUAGCAACCAGUGGUGGAGCAACAACAAUUGAUCAAACAACCACAAGAGGUUCUGCUACAACCAGUGCAAUAGUAAUAGCAUUAACAGGGACAUCCACAUCAUCUGGGGGUACAACAGGCACUGAAACUUCCUCAUUGACAGCAACUGAUGGAGCAACAUCUACUGAGCAAACUACAACAGUAGGUUCUGCUACAAGUGCAACAGUCACAACAGUAACAGGGGAAUCCACAUCAUCUGGGGGUACAACAGGCACUGAAACUUCCUCAUCAGCAGCAAUCACUGGUGGAACAACAACUAAUGAUCAAACUACAACAGAAGGUUCUGCUACAACAAGUGCAACAGUAACAACAGUAACAGGGGAAUCCACAUCAUCUGGGGGUACAACAGGCACUGAAACUUCCUCAUCAGCAGCAACUGAUGGACUAACAACUACUGGACAGACUACAACAGGAGGUUCCUCUAUGACUAGUGCACCAGCAACAACUGUACCUGGGGGAUCCACAUCAUCUGGAGGUACAACAGGCACUGAAACUUCCUCGUCAACAGCAACCACUGGACAAGCAACAACUACUGAUCAAACAACAACAGGAGGUUCUGCUAUGACAAGUGCAACAACAGUAAGUGCGGCACCCAUGUCAACUGGGGGUACAACAAGGAUUGAAACUUCAUCAUCAACAGCAACUGGUGGAGCAACAUCUACUGAACAAACUUCAACAGGAGGUUCUGCCACAACAAGUGCAACAGUCACAACAGUAACAGGGGAAUCCACAUCAUCUGGGGGUACAACAGGGACUGAAACUUCCUCAUCAUCAGCAAUCACUGGUGGAACAACAACUACUGAUCAAACUACAACAGAAGGUUCUGCUACAACAAGUGCAACAGUGACAGGGGAGUCCACAUCAUCUGGGGGUACAACAGGCACUGAAACUUCCUCAUCAGCAGCAACUGAUGGACUAACAACUACUGGACAGACUACAAUAGGAGGUUCCUCUAUGACUAGUGCACCAGCAACAACUGUACCUGGGGGAUCCACAUCAUCUGGAGGUACAACAGGCACUGAAACUUCCUUGUCAAUAGCAACUGAUGGACUAACAACUACUGGACAGACUACAACAGGAAGUUCCCCUAUGACUAGUGCACCAGCAUCAACUGUACCUGGGGGAUCCACAUCAUCUGGGGGUACAACUAGCACUGAAACCUCCUCGUCAAUAGCAACUCCUGGACAAGCAACAACUACUGAUCAAACAACCACAGGAGGUUCUGCUAUGACCAGUGCAACAGUAAUAGCAUUAACAGGGACAUCCACAUCGUCUGGGGGUACAACAGGCACUGAAACUUCCUCGUCAACAGCAACCACUGGACAAGCAACAACUACUGGACAAACUACAACAGUAGGUUCUGCUAUGACAAGUGCAACAACAGUACUUGGGGCAUCCACAUCAUCCGGGAGUACAACUGGUGCUGAAACUUCCUCAUUGACAGCAACUGGUGAAGCAACAUCUACUGAACAAACUUCAACAGGAGGAUCUUCUAUGACAAGUGAAACAGUAACAGCAGUAACAGGGGCAUCCACAUCACCUGGAGGUUUAACUGGCACUGAAACUUCCUCAUCAACAGCAACCACUGGUGGAGCAACAACAGUUGGACAGACUACAACAGGAGGUUCUCCUAUGACUAGUGCAACAGCAACAGCAGUAACAGGGGCAUUCACAUCAUCUGGUGGGACAACUGGAACUGAAACUUCCUCAUCUACAGCAACUGGUGGAGCAUCAACUACUGCACAGACAACCAAUAGAGGUUCUGCUAUGACUAGUGCAACAGCAACGGCAGUAACAGGGGCAUCCACAUCACCUGGAGGUUUAACUGGCACUGAAACAUCCUCAACAACAGAAACCGGUGGUGCAACAACAGCGAGACAGUCAACUGCAGCACCAACAACAACCACCACAACAGCAGCAAUCAUGACAACAACCACCACUACAGUGGCACCCUUACCAGUUGUGUUAAUUGCAGCAGUCAUUGUACAACCAUUUGUACCACAACUUGAGGACAAAGAAUCUGAAGAAUUCAAGGCUCUUGAAGCAGAAGUUGUUGCAGUGGUGAGAACAGAGUUUUUUGUUGCUUUAAGCAGUUAACACUCAACAAGAAAGUCCUCUUUAAUUUUUGAAUGCUUUUCUUUCACAGUAUGAUGUGAUCUUCAGGUCGAGAUACGGCAUUCUAUUCGUCCGCACCUUUGUCAUAGCUUUCAGGUAACAUCUUCAGACUUAGACCAACUCUACUUUAAUUCUUUGGAUGUGGUUACCAACACUGUGAUGUAUACUUUGAUAUUAAAAUUAAAUGAUUUGCAUGUUAUCACUGAUAAUAUUGAUUCAAAUAUUUCUACACUGACACAGACCUGCUUCAGUAUCAUCACGCACUUCCACUACUGAAGCAGAGGUAGGUGUUGAGUUCAAUAGUACCUCAAACUUGACAGAGGAAAUUCCACAGGCUGAUGCUGUUGCAGAUACCUUAUCAGUGGCAGUGUCAAACCCCAACAAUACCUUCAAUCUCACUUUUAACCCUGAGUCCAUAAAGGUUAUAGGUAAGUUUACAUUUUUCUAUCAUUUAACUCUGGUUGGUGUAGUUAUUUGCAAUGAUAUCUAUCUUGUAAUGAGUACCUCUGUGGCUUUGUGAGUGUUGUGUUCCUCCAUAUGUUUUUAUAAGUCAUAGUUUUCAAAAUAUUUUUAAUGUUAAAUCAAAGUAAAAAAUGUAACAUUCUCCAGAAUGUAAAAAUACAACUUCAAAUAUCAUUCUUCCUCUCUCUCUCUUAUUUCUUUGAUAGAAAGAGUCUCAACUUCAACAACUGCCACCCCAACUCCUACUGCUGCAAAUACAACUGUAGUAGCUACAAUUGCAACCACUCAGUCCGCUGCUACAGCUGCAAAUACAACAGCAGAAGGUUCAAUUUCAACCACUCAGUCUGCUGCUACAGCUGCAAAUACAACAGCAGUGGUGACGGAUGCAACCACUCAGUCUGCUGCUACAGCUGCAAAUACAACAACAGUGGUGACGGAUGCAACCACUCAGUCUGCUGCUACAGCUGCAAAUACAACAGCAGUGGUGACGGAUGCAACCACUCAGUCUGCUGCUACAGCUUCAAAUACAACUGCUGUAGCUUCAAUUGCAACCACUCAGUCCGCUGCUACAGCUGCAAAUACAACAGCAGAAGGUUCAAUUACAACCACUCAGUCUGCUGCUACAGCUGCAAAUACAACAACAGUGGUGACGGAUGCAACCACUCAGUUUGCUGCUACAGCUGCAAAUACAACAGCAGUGGUGACGGAUGCAACCACUCAGUCUGCUGCUACAGCUGCAAAUACAACAGCAGUGGUGACGGAUGCAACCACUCAGUCUGCUGCUACAGCUGCAAAUACAACAGCAGUGGUGACGGAUGCAACCACUCAGUCUGCUGCUACAGCUGCAAAUACAACUGCUGUAGCUUCAAUUGCAACCACUCAGUCCGCUGCUACAGCUGCAAAUACAACAGCAGAAGGUUCAAUUACAACCACUCAGUCUGCUGCUACAGCUGCAAAUACAACAGCAGUGGUGACGGAUGCAACCACUCAGUCUGCUGCUACAGCUGCAAAUACAACAACAGUGGUGACGGAUGCAACCACUCAGUCUGCUGCUACAGCUGCAAAUACAACAGCAGUGGUGACGGAUGCAACCACUCAGUCUGCUGCUACAGCUGCAAAUACAACCGCAGUUGCUGCAAAUGCAACCACUCAAUCAGCUACCCCAGCUGCAAAUACAACAGCAGUAGCUUCAAUUUCAACCACUCAGUCUAUCUCCACUACCACAACUACAACUGCAAGAGUAACGGCCACAACUGCAGCACCAACAACAACAACAACAACAACAACAACAACAACAACAACCACCACAACAGCAGCAAUCAUGACAACAACCACCACUACAGUGGCACCCUUACCAGUUGUGUUUAUUGCAGCAGUCAUUGUACAACCAUUUGUACAACAACUCGAGAACAGAGAAUCUGAAGAAUUCAAGGCUCUUGAAGCAGAAGUUGUUGCAGUGGUAAGAACAGAGUUUUUUGUUGCUUUAAGCAGUUAACACUCAACAAGAAAGUCCUCUUUAAUUUUGGAAUGCUUUUCUUUCACAGUAUGAUGUGAUCUUCAGAUUGAGAUACGGCAUUCUAUUCGUCCGCACCUUUGUCAUAGCUUUCAGGUAACAUCUCUGAUAUUUCAGACUUAGACCAACUCUACUUUAAUUCUUUGUAUGUGGUUAUCAACAUUGUGAUGUAUACUUGGAUAUUAAAAUUAAAUGAUUUGCAUGUUAUCGCUGAUAAUAUUGAUUCAAAUAUUUCUACACUGACACAGACCUGCUUCAGUAUCAUCACGCAUGUCCAAUACUGAAGCAGAGGUAGGUGUUGAGUUCAAUAGUACCUCAAACUCAACAGAGGAAAUUCCACAGGCUAAUGCUGUCGCAGAAACCUUAUCAGUGGCAGUGUCAAACCCCAACAAUACCUUCAAUCUCACUUUUAACCCUGAGUCCAUAACGGUUAUAGGUAAGUUAACAUUUUUCUAUCAUUUAACUCUGGGUGGUGUUGUUAUUUGCAAUGAUAUCUAUCUUGUAAUGAGUACCUCUGUGGCUUUGUGAGUCUUGUGUGCUCCAAAUGUUUUUACAAGUCAUAGUUUUCAAAAUAUUUUUAAUGUUAAAUCAAAGUAAAAAAUGUAACAUUCUCCAGAAUGUAAAAAAUACUAUUUCAAAUCUCAUUCUUCCUCUCUCUCUCUUAUUUUUUUUGAUAGUAAGAGUCUCAACUUCAACAACUGCCACCCCAACUCCUACUGCUGCAAAUACAACUGUAGUAGCUACAACUGCAACCACUCAGUCUGCUACCCUGGCUGCAAAUACAACAGCAGUAGCUGCAAAUGCAACCACUCAAUCUGCUGCUACAGCUUCAAAUACAACAGCAGUGGUGACGGAUGCAACCACUCAGUCUGCUGCUACAGCUUCAAAUACAACAGCAGUGGUGACGGAUGCAACCACUCAGUCUGCUGCUACAGCUUCAAAUACAACAGCAGAGGUGACGGAUGCAACCACUCAGUCUGCUGCUACAGCUUCAAAUACAACAGCAGUGGUGACGGAUGCAACCACUCAGUCUGCUGCUACAGCUGCAAAUACAACAGCAGUGGUGACGGAUGCAACCACUCAGUCUGCUGCUACAGCUUCAAAUACAACAGCAGUGGUGACGGAUGCAACCACUCAGUCUGCUGCUACAGCUUCAAAUACAACUGCAGUAGCUUCAAUUACAACCACUCGGUCUGUUGCAACGGCUGCAAGCACAACUGCAGAAGCUGCAAAUACAACCACUCAGUCUGCCUCCACUGCCAGAGCUACAACUGCAAGAGUAACGGCCACAACUGCAGCACCAACAACAACCACCACAACAGCAGCAAUCAUGACAACAACCACCACUACAGUGGCACCCUUACCAGUUGUGUUUAUUGCAGCAGUCAUUGUACAACCAUUUGUACAACAACUCGAGAACAGAGAAUCUGAAGAAUUCAAGGCUCUUGAAGCAGAAGUUGUCGCAGUGGUGAGAACAAAGUUUUUUGUUGCUUUAAGCAGUUAACACUCAACAAGAAAGUCCUCUUUAAUUUUGGAAUGCUUUUCUUUCACAGUAUGAUGUGAUCUUCAGAUUGAGAUACGGCAUUCUAUUCGUCCGCACCUUUGUCAUAGCUUUCAGGUAACAUCUCUGAUAUUUCAGACUUAGACCAACUCUACUUUAAUUCUUUGUAUGUGGUUAUCAACAUUGUGAUGUAUACUUUGAUAUUAAAAUUAAAUGAUUUGCAUGUUAUCGCUGAUAAUAUUGAUUCAAAUAUUUCUACACUGACACAGACCUGCUUCAGUAUCAUCACGCAUGUCCAAUACUGAAGCAGAGGUAGGUGUUGAGUUCAAUAGUACCUCAAACUCAACAGAGGAAAUUCCACAGGCUAAUGCUGUUGCAGAUACCUUAACAGCGGCAGUGUCAAACCCCAACAAUACCUUCAAUCUCACUGUUAACCCAGGGUCCAUAAGGGUUAUAGGUAAGUUUACAUUUUUCUAUCAUUUAACUCUGGUUGGUGUAGUUAUUUGCAAUGAUAUCUAUCUUGUAAUGAGUACCUCUGUGGCUUUGUGAGUCUUGUGUGCUCCAAAUGUUUUUAUAAGUCAUAGUUUUCAAAAUAUUUUAAUGUUAAAUCAAAGUGAAAAGUAACAUGCUCCAGAAUGUAAAAAAAUGGAACUUCAAAUCUCAUUCUUCCUUUUUUUUUUUUGAUAGAAAGAGUCUCAACUUCAACAACUGCCAUUCCAACUCCUACUGCUGCAAAUACAACUUUAGGAGCUGCAAAUACAACCACUCAGUCUGCUGCUACAGCUGUAAAUACAACAGCAGUAGCUGCAAAUGCAACCACUCAAUCUGCUACCCCAGCCGCAAAUACAACAGCAGUAGCUUCAAUUUCAACCACUCAGUCUGCUACCCUGGCUGCAAAUACAACAGCAGUAGCUGCAAAUGCAACCACUCAAUCUGCUACCCUGGCUGCAAAUACAACAGCAGUAGCUGCAAAUGCAACCACUCAGGCUGCUGCUACGGCUGCAAAUACAACUGCAGUAGCUUCAAUUACAACCAUUCAGUCUGCCUCCACUGCCAGAGCUACAACUGCAAGAGUAACUGCCACAACUGCAGCACCACCAACAACAACAACAACAACCACUACAACAGUUGCAACAACUACUGUUGAGCCAACAACUAUCAGGACACUGACUUUCAGAACUGCAGAGACAUUUACCAUUGACCUGUCAAACUCAUCAUCACCAGCAUUUAUCACUCGAGCUGCGCUGACCAAGUCUACUGUAAGUCUUGACUAAAAUUUAGCAGCAUGUUUGCAUGAUAUUUCUUCCCUAUUUUUAACUGAGCUAUCAUGACCUCUCUAACUGUACUAAUAGUUUUCCAGUGAAACGUGUCAAAUGAAUGCUUUAGAAAGCAAAUGAAUAAACAGCCUCCCUGGUUGCUUAUUGUUCACCUUUUCACGUGUCAGUUUGACUGUAGAUGUUUUACCAAACACAUCAUCAAUCACUCUUGUUCUUGACACAAAUCAAGAAGCAGGCUCUCCAUUUCAUUCCACUUUCCAUAGUAAAUGCUUCCUGUUUACUGUCCUUACCAUGGCAAAGUUUGUUGUGUGUUAUUCUGUAAGCCUGCUUCCCAAUCAGCUAUUAUUUUUGCUCCAUGAUCCCUUGGAGUUCCCCCCACACAACAGUAUAACUAUCUGUUAAUAUUAAACGUUUCAUAGUUACAGUUACAAGUCGCUGUGCUUCUGAACCUCUUUCACACAAAUUUAAGGAAGGAAAAUCUCUCUCAGCACACCUCAAACCACAGGAUAAUCCUAGAAAAUCAACAAGAUGAUUCAGCAUGGAUUCAAACUAGAGUUACUGUCUUUUUUUUCUGGUUACAAUUAAUUCCUUGCACUGCCUUUAAAAUGUUUUUCUUAUGUCUUCACAGCUUGAACCUUUUUACCGAGCAGCAUUUGAAUCAUUCCGCUUUUUGACGGUGACUUCAUUCAGGUAACACUUUUGUUGUUAUGAUGAAAAGAAAAAAAAAAAGUAAGGGUCAUAAACUUACUUUAAAAAGAAUGGUUAUUUUUGUCAUUACAGUAAUGGAUCAAUCAUCACCAAUGCAAACGUUGGAUUUGCAUCAGCAUCUGUACCUAAUGACACUCAGAUUGCCAACACAUUGAUCAGUGCAUCUGCCAACAUCACAGUCUUUAACAUUGACACCACUUCCAUCACAGUGAACGGCACUCGUGAGUAAUACUCAACCAGAACUUGUACUUUCUCAGAAACGUCCAUGAUCACAAAUCUAUUCGUGGAGUAACACUUUGUUUCCUUUUCUUAACAUUCACAGUGGUUUCAAGCGGAGUCAGCCACAAUAUCAGUCUACUUACUGCAUCCUUCUUUGUGUUGCUGUCAUGGCUGCUGGCAAGCCUGCAGUAAUGUCAGUGCAGUGACAACUCAUUAGAAAGCGACUGUUUUCAAUGAUAUGAAAAAGACUGGGCCUCCAUUGAAAAAAAAAACAACAACCUUCAACUGCACUAUAGCUCCGAAAGGAUUUCCACAAAGUAAAGUCAAAGUCAAAAUUAUAACAUAGAGGGGGUAAUAUAUUGUGAGCCAAUAGUUUUGUGAACUACAGCCCCGAGAUAGAGACAAAACCCUGACACAAAGGGCUCUUGUUCAUCCAAAAUGCUAACAACUACAGAUCAAAACACAAGUUAACACUAAUAAUUGAUAUAGAAAUGAUUUUAUUACAAAAAUAUAUAUAUAUUUUUACCACCAAAAAGAUAUCCUCUCAGAUUCCACAGUUGGUGAAAACAUCAUUCUUAUCAGCUUGCUUGCAGGUUUAAUUUAGAUUAAAGUUUUAGUUUUUAUAUAUGGUAAAGUUUAACCAUCAGGAUUCUUUAGUCAUCUUUUGAAUCAAGUAACCAACACAGCUGAAUGAUAAGUAAGAAUGCUGGGUGAUGAAUAGUGGUAACAAAGAUUGGUACAUCAUCCACUCUUCCUUUGAUGGUCUAGAUUUGUGUUGCAAUAUUUCCUAAAACUAAUUAUUUAGUAAAACUUAAGUAUAAAAUAAAAUCAGUUUUACUAUAUGUAAGGGGCUACUCAGAAAAUUGUGCCAAUUUUGGAGAAAAAAAAGCCUUUUGUCAAUGCUAAUUUUUCUACUAAUUGUUCCACAGCCACAAUCAUGUUUAAAAUAUAUGAACAGUUGCUGUAUUUAUUUUUAUGCGUUUACAUAAUCAUGGCUAUCUUUAUGCUUAUAUUAUGUAAUUGUACCUUUUUAUGUUUUUCUGUGUAACAUUCUUGAUUUUCAUGAUAAUCAAGCUAUAGAACUAAAAAAUAAAAAUAUUAUUUAUCUCAUAUCAAACUUGUUUUCACACAUUUAAAGCAGAUAAGAAGGUGUACUGUUGAUUUAUUUUGAAAUUGGUUCUAUUAAAGUUGUUUUAUACAUUAAAUUGGAUUCUGUUCCACUAUUUCUCGAUAUACUCUUUAUAUAUUUUCACUAUAAAAUGUUUUUAUUCUGUAAGCACCACAGCGUUAAAACUUAGCUGAAGUAACAAUGCUUCACCCAAAAGUACUUUGGUACAUGAAACAAGCCUGGUGUCUCUUGGACAAUUGCUGGACAUAUACAAACUAAAGCAUCUGCAGCUUUCAGAAAACUGGCUUUACAAAUAAAGAUGCUACUAAUUCCCUUCCUUUGUAUAAAACCUUUUGUGUUAUUGUAUUCUUUGAUCAGAUCAAGUCAAAGACACUCUGGCUCUCUAGCAUCAUUUAUAAACAAAUGUCACACAACCAUCAUCCCCUGUGUUGCUGAUACUGAUUUCUUAAGUAAUUCAGAAUGUUAAACAAACGACUUUGAGAGAAGCAGAAGUGGAAAUAAUAGAGGAUGGAGGAUAAUGUUUUGAUUUUCAUGAUAGACAUGAGGCAUUCUACAGAAUUAAUUUAAUGUCAGUUUGCUUUUUGGCAAUAGACUUACUAGUAAGUUGAACAAAUAAUUACCAUUUUCAUGAAAUACUGAUCAUGUUAUCACUGGGCUGUUGUUUGUGGCUGCUGCACUACUGGACGCAAACAAGUGCAUAUGUCUCAUAUGGUAUGUGAUUAGACUGUAUUUCAGCAUUGAAAUUGAAGAUAAAGUCAUAUGUAGGCUGUUUCUGGUUGCAAUGGCUUAUAACCACUCAACAUAAACAAUAUGCAGCAAAAAUGGGCACACAAAAGUUCACCUGCAAUGAGGACCGGAAACUGGUGGUGCCUCAACAUUGACACAGCCUGGCUAAAUUGCUCUUUGAACCAGCUGUAAUUCCUUGAUAACACAGCCAGCCAGAGCCACUACAAGCUGAACAGUUAGUAAUUUAGAAAUAGUAAUAAAUUCCAUUUAUUUUCCUUAAUAGACCCCUGUCAACAUAUUUGAUGGUGUACCUUAUUUCAGACCUCACAUUCCAUUUUCUCCCUAUUAUUGGGUGCCAAAACAGCAAUAAAAAGAAGUUAAGCCAUCAUCUCAAGGUCAUUUUCAUUCAAUUUUCCAUUAUUUUUGUCAGUAUGAACUCUGUUGGUGUUUUUGCAAAGUGUCUGUGAACAGUUGUUAUAAUCUUGUAUGCUGCGAAUUGAACACUACUGUAUGUACAAGGCAGUAUAUCAACCAAGAUGUACCAUUUGGUCUUUAGAGGCCCAAACCAUAUAUUCCAAUGCAAAGUGCCAUGAUUGUUUCUCAGUGCAUUAAUGCCCCCAUUUUACAGAAAUUUAACGCCCCUUUCUAAUCAUGUUGCAAAAAGAUAAACAUAGGCAAAUAACUUUGCAUAUGUUCAUUACAUAUUGUGUCACUUUUUUUCUGUGGUUACUUUUAUUAGCUGUUAAAUUACUGUUUUCAAGAAGUAAUGCAAAGACUUAUUUAAAAUUGAUCGAUGUGAUGAAUGAGUACAACUGAAAGUAUGCUGUGCACUUACCUAAGCUAAUUGGAAAAGAUUAAAUAAGAUUUAGAGUUCAAAAAGAUUGGCACAAGCUGCAGAUACUUGCCAGGCGUGUGCUUUUUGAGAAACAAACACUUGAGGAUGAUUUGACAACAGUCUGGCCCAUUGUGCUGCCAUGAAAAAUGGCAUCAACUUUUGUCUUUCAAUUGUGUGACGACCCUGCCAGCAGUUCUUUUUGUGUCGGUGCCUUGCCUCUGCUUUCUGUGUCUGUGUUGCAGGGGGUGUGUCCUAGCAAGGGGUCAUUCACUGAAUAAGCAGCACCCAGGCAUGAUGCACUCUUGUACUCAAGAGACCUCUUGGUCCUCUCCUUCUUACUCCGAUUCUCAAUCUGGCUCUUACCCUUCAACUUUGGCUCUGGGUUUGGCUCUUCCCUGUAGAAAUUGUUUCCUCUGUUUUAUUCAAAACAUAUACCCAAUUGUUCUUUUAAAGCUUCCAGCAUAUAAACUUGAUUAAAUGAAACAAGAACGCAGUGAAAAUUUAGAAGGCUCCAUUUCACCUCACUACAUUGAAAGUUAUUAAUUGUUUGACAUAAUUUAGUGGCACAUUGCUGGAACUCCCUUUAUAAUUUACAAAAGUGGAAUGCAGCCGUGUGACAUUUCAAUUGUAGCACAAAGACAAGGGAGUAUACUCUAAGACAGAGCCAAGAAUGACAGCUUAACAAGAGGCACCUUAUGAUUGGUGUUUUGAUUUUGUUUUUUUUCUCCCUCUGUGUCACAACUGAAAGGCAUAUCCUCAAUGAGUCAUGCAAUUUGCUGGUGAAACCACUACCCUAUAUAAAAUCCAACAAGGUUAGUGUAAGAACCACCACAACUGGUAAACGUUCGCAGUGUCGCAAACAAAAGAUGGAUUGACAAAAUAUCUGCUGAAGUAUCGCACAACCAAAACAGAUUAGCCCUUAUUUGAAGAGUGGACUUUCAUUUAUUUUAUCUGUAUCUGCUACACAUUAGGGUAAGUGAAGUUUUAAAUUUAUAUAUUUAACUUUUUGCGUUAAUUUAUUGAUUUAACAUGUAUAUAUAUAUAUAUAUAUAUAUAUAUAUAUAUAUAUAUGUGUGUGUGUGUGUGUGUGUGUGUGUGUGUGUGUGUGUGUGUGUGUGUGUGUCUGUGUAUGUGUGUGUAUUAUUAUAACCAUUAUUACUAAAACUUGAAAAAAAUUGACUUACAUGAACUGAUGUUGUAAGAAAGGGGCAAGACUAAAUAAGCUGUUCAAAUUUUCUGGUUAUUUUUUAAUGCGUUUUGUAGAGAUUGUUUGCAACUGUUGGAUUUUGAGAUCAAUCUUUCAAAAUGGGUUGAGUAUGCAUCUCGGCAGGUUAGUGAUAGAGUUGAACUUCAAACAAGAGGACAGAUACCAAAACUUUACAGAUGUUUUUUUUUUUCUUCUUUUUAUUAUAUCAAAAGGGCUGGCAAGUUAAUAUUUUUAUUUUGAUGUAUCACGUACAGAUUUGAAGUAUCAUCUUAAUCCCCACACCUGCUAUAUCUGUAGUGAACCUAGAACACUUUGCUUGGGGUGCAGCAGUGCUGGUCACUGCACAUAAAUGCCACCAAGGAUGGGACUGGUGAAAAUUUCAAAAGCCAGAUUAUUAUCACAUAAAGUUUAGUCACAAUACAGGUUAUUAAUAAAUUUUGUCCUUCAAUAUCUUUCAGUUCUGACUUAUUUUACAGAUUCAGUGGCUGACAAGAUGACACUUGGGCCUGUCUUAUCAGUUUUACUGAUAUUUAUUGGUAAGAUUUGAUAAUUAAGUGUAUCAAUGGCAGUAUUCUUAAAGUGAAAAGUAUUUUUUUAACCAUUUGUUUCAUUAUUUCCGAAAAGGGGCUCAAAAGCUUGCCAUAUCACAGUCCACUGAAAAUGUUGGGCUGACAACAACCAAUAUGUCAACACCUGUAAAAUCAACACCCGGCAAAUCAACACGUCAAGGGACAAACACAAACCAAGUCAGACUGGUAAUUGCAGUCACCUUAAAAGACAAAUUUCUGGAAGAACUCAACAAUCCCAACAGUACAGAAUUCAAAAACAUGGAAGCAAAACUUGGAAAUAUGGUAAGUAAAAUUUCAAGUUAUCCAUCAUGUUUGAUAUGUCACCAUAUACUGUAUGCAGAUUUGUCAUUUUGCUAGGAUACUACAUGACUGAAAUCUCUGUCCGGAUUCUGAUUUGUCAACCGGCUAUUGCUCAAAUCUCAUUUCUCACACUUUUCUGCACAAAAGUGUAUCUGUGAGAGUGUAACAGUUGCAAUGUAAAUAUUUCUCCUAAAUCCUGGUGUGAUAGCUAUCCGUUCUCCUUGAAGUGAACUUUUGAAUAUUUGAUGCCUGCAACAUUUUCCAAAAAUGCUGGGGCAGGGGCUAUUGACCACUGUGACACAUCACCUUUCCAUUUAACGGCACUGAAUAAAGGUUUAGAAACUGAUGACAGUAAAAACAUUCAAGUUUAUCAGUUUGAACAGAAAAUAUCUUGAACACAGAAUAUUCACUUGAAUAAAGGUCAAAAAGGAUUUGCAAACCACGGAAUUCUGUUUUUAUUUAUUAUGUCAUACUAAAUGUCCCAACUUCAUUAAAAUUGUAUGGAAAAGUAAAUGACAAAAAGGGGGAAAAAAUACGUCAUGUUUUUUACAGGUUAUUGUAGAAGUUAAAUUUAAAAAAGAAAAAAACUUAUUUGUUUUUUGUUUUGAUUUUGAUUUUCUGACAGUGUGACGGUGUUUUAAAAAAGAGCUUGGGGUCGGUUUUGACCUUCGCCUUACUCAUCAACAUUGGGUAAUCUUUAAACACUAUCAUUACAACAAAAUCAUUCAUGUACUUACAUAAAGGAAAUACAAAUUAGUUGCAAGUUCUAUGAAAUAAAGAUGAACAUUGAAAAUUAAAUUUGGAUCCUUUUUGUAGACGAUCAGAAGACGGAAAAGUCAGAGCAGAGGUGGAACUAAAUUUCAACGAAACAGCAACAUCAGAUGAGAUUCCACAGCCUGAUGCUGUUGUUAACAUCCUAGUAGAAGCUGCAGACAACAGCAGCACCAACUUCAACAUCAGUAUUGACAAAGAAAACAUUGAAGUUCGAGGUGAGAAUAAAUUUUGUGCUUGAAAAUAAAAUUUUCUCCCUCAGAAAUCGGUUCCAAGAAAAGCCAAAACUAAUACCAAACCAUUUGUUUAUGAAAAAAAAGUGCCUCAAGAGACAAGAACAACUGCACCAUCAUCAAAUGACACCACUGCAGCUCCUGCACCAGCUGUGCUUCUUUCAGUGACCCUGAACCGGACAUUUACGGAAGAACUGAGGCAACCCAGCAGUGCGCUAUACAGAGAUGUCGCGGAACAACUCGAGACGGAAGUGCGUACAACUUCAAUUCUUUUCUACCGUUUGACCCUCCUCCCACGUAAUCUUGCCCUCUGCUGUGUUUUUACUUCUCGAGCCAAUAUUCCUGCCUAACCUUGGUCGUUUGUGUGUUCUCGCUCACAGUGCGACACCAUUCUGCUUGCGGAGUAUGCAGAGACUUUCGUCCGGACCACUGUCCUGGCUUUGAAGUAAGCUUGGGAGGCUUCCCGGUCUCAGACAUAGGCUACAGCACCUGGUCACCAGGAAACCAUCUUUAGGGCCACAGCCAGAUGGAUUCCAGUGUUUAUUUUUGUCUGCGUGACUGAGCCCAUGCUUUGUUAACUACUCUUAAAAGGAGCAAAACCAUUGCAAAUGGAAAACCUGUUCAUCCCACUGAGCUAUGUGUUUUUUUCUUGUUUUUUUUCAAUGCAUAGUCCCGGCCCGGAGAACGAGGUCAGGGCAGAGCUGAGCCUGCUAUUCAGCUCCGUGGCAGCACAAGAUGAGCUUCCAGCGGCAGAUGAGGUUGUGGCGACUUUACAAGAGGCUGCGCAAAACGGCACCUUCAACAUAUCCCUUGUCCGUGGGUCCAUCACUGUCCUUGGUAAGGAAACAUUUCGUACAAGCAUCUACGCUUUUUGCCCCAGCGGCUGUCUGUUGGGGGACAGAGCACCUACUCAUGCUAACUUUUUGUCAUCCCUCACGCAACGCCCGCAGGUUCAACACUUGGUGACUUAACCACCACUGCAGCUCCUGCACCAGCUGUGCUUCUUUCAGUGACCCUGAACCGGACAUUUACGGAAGAACUGAGGCAACCCAGCAGUGCGCUAUACAGAGAUGUCGCGGAACAACUCGAGACGGAAGUGCGUACAACUUCAAUUCUUUUCUACCGUUUGACCCUCCUCCCACGUAAUCUUGCCCUCUGCUGUGUUUUACUUCUCGAGCCAAUAUUCCUGCCUAACCUUGGUCGUUUGUGUGUUCUCGCUCACAGUGCGACACCAUUCUGCUUGGGGAGUAUGCAGAGACUUUCGUCCGGACCACUGUCCUGGCUUUGAAGUAAGCUUGGGAGGCUUCCCGGUCUCAGACAUAGGCUACAGCACCUGGUCACCAGGAAACCAUCUUUAGGGCCACAGCCAGAUGGAUUCCAGUGUUUAUUUUUGUCUGCGUGACUGAGCCCAUGCUUUGUUAACUACUCUUAAAAGGAGCAAAACCAUUGCAAAUGGAAAACCUGUUCAUCCCACUGAGCUAUGUGUUUUUUUCUUGUUUUUUUUCAAUGCAUAGUCCCGGCCCGGAGAACGAGGUCAGGGCAGAGCUGAGCCUGCUAUUCAGCUCCGUGGCAGCACAAGAUGAGCUUCCAGCGGCAGAUGAGGUUGUGGCGACUUUACAAGAGGCUGCGCAAAACGGCACCUUCAACAUAUCCCUUGUCCGUGGGUCCAUCACUGUCCUUGGUAAGGAAACAUUUCGUACAAGCAUCUACGCUUUUUGCCCCAGCGGCUGUCUGUUGGGGGACAGAGCACCUACUCAUGCUAACUUUUUGUCAUCCCUCACGCAACGCCCGCAGGUUCAACACUUGGUGACUUAACCACCACUGCAGCUCCUGCACCAGCUGUGCUUCUAUCAGUGACCCUGAACCGGACAUUUACGGAAGAACUGAGGCAACCCAGCAGUGCGCUAUACAGAGAUGUCGCGGAACAACUCGAGACGGAAGUGCGUACAACUUCAAUUCUUUUCUACCGUUUGACCCUCCUCCCACGUAAUCUUGCCCUCUGCUGUGUUUUUACUUCUCGAGCCAAUAUUCCUGCCUAACCUUGGUCGUUUGUGUGUUCUCGCUCACAGUGCGACACCAUUCUGCUUGCGAUGUAUGCAGAGACUUUCGUCCGGACCACUGUCCUGGCUUUGAAGUAAGCUUGGGAGGCUUCCCGGUCUCAGACAUAGGCUACAGCACCUGGUCACCAGGAAACCAUCUUUAGGGCCACAGCCAGAUGGAUUCCAGUGUUUAUUUUUGUCUGCGUGACUGAGCCCAUGCUUUGUUAACUACUCUUAAAAGGAGCAAAACCAUUGCAAAUGGAAAACCUGUUCAUCCCACUGAGCUAUGUGUUUUUUUCUUGUUUUUUUUCAAUGCAUAGUCCCGGCCCGGAGAACGAGGUCAGGGCAGAGCUGAGCCUGCUAUUCAGCUCCGUGGCAGCACAAGAUGAGCUUCCAGCGGCAGAUGAGGUUGUGGCGACUUUACAAGAGGCUGCGCAAAACGGCACCUUCAACAUAUCCCUUGUCCGUGGGUCCAUCACUGUCCUUGGUAAGGAAACAUUUCGUACAAGCAUCUACGCUUUUUGCCCCAGCGGCUGUCUGUUGGGGGACAGAGCACCUACUCAUGCUAACUUUUUGUCAUCCCUCACGCAACGCCCGCAGGUUCAACACUUGGUGACUUAACCACCACUGCAGCUCCUGCACCAGCUGUGCUUCUAUCAGUGACCCUGAACCGGACAUUUACGGAAGAACUGAGGCAACCCAGCAGUGCGCUAUACAGAGAUGUCGCGGAACAACUCGAGACGGAAGUGCGUACAACUUCAAUUCUUUUCUACCGUUUGACCCUCCUCCCACGUAAUCUUGCCCUCUGCUGUGUUUUUACUUCUCGAGCCAAUAUUCCUGCCUAACCUUGGUCGUUUGUGUGUUCUCGCUCACAGUGCGACACCAUUCUGCUUGCGGAGUAUGCAGAGACUUUCGUCCGGACCACUGUCCUGGCUUUGAAGUAAGCUUGGGAGGCUUCCCGUUCUCAGACAUAGGCUACAGCACCUGGUCACCAGGAAACCAUCUUUAGGGCCACAGCCAGAUGGAUUCCAGUGUUUAUUUUUGUCUGCGUGACUGAGCCCAUGCUUUGUUAACUACUCUUAAAAGGAGCAAAACCAUUGGAAAUGGAAAACCUGUUCAUCCCACUGAGCUAUGUGUUUUUUUCUUGUUUUUUUUCAAUGCAUAGUCCCGGCCCGGAGAACGAGGUCAGGGCAGAGCUGAGCCUGCUAUUCAGCUCCGUGGCAGCACAAGAUGAGCUUCCAGCGGCAGAUGAGGUUGUGGCGACUUUACAAGAGGCUGCGCAAAACGGCACCUUCAACAUAUCCCUUGUCCGUGGGUCCAUCACUGUCCUUGGUAAGGAAACAUUUCGUACAAGCAUCUACGCUUUUUGCCCCAGCGGCUGUCUGUUGGGGGACAGAGCACCUACUCAUGCUAACUUUUUGUCAUCCCUCACGCAACGCCCGCAGGUUCAACACUUGGUGACUUAACCACCACUGCAGCUCCUGCACCAGCUGUGCUUCUAUCAGUGACCCUGAACCGGACAUUUACGGAAGAACUGAGGCAACCCAGCAGUGCGCUAUACAGAGAUGUCGCGGAACAACUCGAGACGGAAGUGCGUACAACUUCAAUUCUUUUCUACCGUUUGACCCUCCUCCCACGUAAUCUUGCCCUCUGCUGUGUUUUUACUUCUCGAGCCAAUAUUCCUGCCUAACCUUGGUCGUUUGUGUGUUCUCGCUCACAGUGCGACACCAUUCUGCUUGCGGAGUAUGCAGAGACUUUCGUCCGGACCACUGUCCUGGCUUUGAAGUAAGCUUGGGAGGCUUCCCGUUCUCAGACAUAGGCUACAGCACCUGGUCACCAGGAAACCAUCUUUAGGGCCACAGCCAGAUGGAUUCCAGUGUUUAUUUUUGUCUGCGUGACUGAGCCCAUGCUUUGUUAACUACUCUUAAAAGGAGCAAAACCAUUGGAAAUGGAAAACCUGUUCAUCCCACUGAGCUAUGUGUUUUUUUCUUGUUUUUUUUCAAUGCAUAGUCCCGGCCCGGAGAACGAGGUCAGGGCAGAGCUGAGCCUGCUAUUCAGCUCCGUGGCAGCACAAGAUGAGCUUCCAGCGGCAGAUGAGGUUGUGGCGACUUUACAAGAGGCUGCGCAAAACGGCACCUUCAACAUAUCCCUUGUCCGUGGGUCCAUCACUGUCCUUGGUAAGGAAACAUUUCGUACAAGCAUCUACGCUUUUUGCCCCAGCGGCUGUCUGUUGGGGGACAGAGCACCUACUCAUGCUAACUUUUUGUCAUCCCUCACGCAACGCCCGCAGGUUCAACACUUGGUGACUUAACCACCACUGCAGCUCCUGCACCAGCUGUGCUUCUAUCAGUGACCCUGAACCGGACAUUUACGGAAGAACUGAGGCAACCCAGCAGUGCGCUAUACAGAGAUGUCGCGGAACAACUCGAGACGGAAGUGCGUGCAACUUCAAUUCUUUUCUACCGUUUGACCCUCCUCCCACGUAAUCUUGCCCUCUGCUGUGUUUUACUUCUCGAGCCAAUAUUCCUGCCUAACCUUGGUCGUUUGUGUGUUCUCGCUCACAGUGCGACACCAUUCUGCUUGGGGAGUAUGCAGAGACUUUCGUCCGGACCACUGUCCUGGCUUUGAAGUAAGCUUGGGAGGCUUCCCGGUCUCAGACAUAGGCUACAGCACCUGGUCACCAGUAAACCAUCUUUAGGGCCACAGCCAGAUGGAUUCCAGUGUUUAUUUUUGUCUGCGUGACUGAGCCCAUGCUUUGUUAACUACUCUUAAAAGGAGCAAAACCAUUGCAAAUGGAAAACCUGUUCAUCCCACUGAGCUAUGUGUUUUUUUCUUGUUUUUUUUCAAUGCAUAGUCCCGGCCCGGAGAACGAGGUCAGGGCAGAGCUGAGCCUGCUAUUCAGCUCCGUGGCAGCACAAGAUGAGCUUCCAGCGGCAGAUGAGGUUGUGGCGACUUUACAAGAGGCUGCGCAAAACGGCACUUUCAACAUAUCCCUUGUCCGUGGGUCCAUCACUGUCCUUGGUAAGGAAACAUUUCGUACAAGCAUCUACGCUUUUUGCCCCAGCGGCUGUCUGUUGGGGGACAGAGCACCUACUCAUGCUAACUUUUUGUCAUCCCUCACGCAACGCCCGCAGGUUCAACACUUGGUGACUUAACCACCACUGCAGCUCCUGCACCAGCUGUGCUUCUUCAGUGACCCUGAACCGGACAUUUACGGAAGAACUGAGGCAACCCAGCAGUGCGCUAUACAGAGAUGUCGCGGAACAACUCGAGAUGGAAGUGCGUACAACUUCAAUUCUUUUCUACCGUUUGACCCUCCUCCCACGUAAUCUUGCCCUCUGCUGUGUUUUUACUUCUCGAGCCAAUAUUCCUGCCUAACCUUGGUCGUUUGUGUGUUCUCGCUCACAGUGCGACACCAUUCUGCUUGCGGAGUAUGCAGAGACUUUCGUCCGGACCACUGUCCUGGCUUUGAAGUAAGCUUGGGAGGCUUCCCGGUCUCAGACAUAGGCUACAGCACCUGGUCACCAGGAAACCAUCUUUAGGGCCACAGCCAGAUGGAUUCCAGUGUUUAUUUUUGUCUGCGUGACUGAGCCCAUGCUUUGUUAACUACUCUUAAAAGGAGCAAAACCAUUGCAAAUGGAAAACCUGUUCAUCCCACUGAGCUAUGUGUUUUUUUCUUGUUUUUUUUCAAUGCAUAGUCCCGGCCCGGAGAACGAGGUCAGGGCAGAGCUGAGCCUGCUAUUCAGCUCCGUGGCAGCACAAGAUGAGCUUCCAGCGGCAGAUGAGGUUGUGGCGACUUUACAAGAGGCUGCGCAAAACGGCACCUUCAACAUAUCCCUUGUCCGUGGGUCCAUCACUGUCCUUGGUAAGGAAACAUUUCGUACAAGCAUCUACGCUUUUUGCCCCAGCGGCUGUCUGUUGGGGGACAGAGCACCUACUCAUGCUAACUUUUUGUCAUCCCUCACGCAACGCCCGCAGGUUCAACACUUGGUGACUUAACCACCACUGCAGCUCCUGCACCAGCUGUGCUUCUAUCAGUGACCCUGAACCGGACAUUUACGGAAGAACUGAGGCAACCCAGCAGUGCGCUAUACAGAGAUGUCGCGGAACAACUCGAGACGGAAGUGCGUACAGCUUCAAUACUUUUCUACCGUUUGACCCUCCUCCCACGUAAUCUUGCCCUCUGCUGUGUUUUUACUUCUCGAGCCAAUAUUCCUGCCUAACCUUGGUCGUUUGUGUGUUCUCGCUCACAGUGCGACACCAUUCUGCUUGCGGAGUAUGCAGAGACUUUCGUCCGGACCACUGUCCUGGCUUUGAAGUAAGCUUGGGAGGCUUCCCGGUCUCAGACAUAGGCUACAGCACCUGGUCACCAGGAAACCAUCUUUAGGGCCACAGCCAGAUGGAUUCCAGUGUUUAUUUUUGUCUGCAUGACUGAGCCCAUGCUUUGUUAACUACUCUUAAAAGGAGCAAAACCAUUGCAAAUGGAAAACCUGUUCAUCCCACUGAGCUAUGUGUUUUUUUUUUUCUUGUUUUUUUUCAAUGCAUAGUCCCGGCCCGGAGAACGAGGUCAGGGCAGAGCUGAGCCUGCUAUUCAGCUCCGUGGCAGCACAAGAUGAGCUUCCAGCGGCAGAUGAGGUUGUGGCGACUUUACAAGAGGCUGCGCAAAACGGCACCUUCAACAUAUCCCUUGUCCGUGGGUCCAUCACUGUCCUUGGUAAGGAAACAUUUCGUACAAGCAUCUACGCUUUUUGCCCCAGCGGCUGUCUGUUGGGGGACAGAGCACCUACUCAUGCUAACUUUUUGUCAUCCCUCACGCAACGCCCGCAGGUUCAACACUUGGUGACUUAACCACCACUGCAGCUCCUGCACCAGCUGUGCUUCUAUCAGUGACCCUGAACCGGACAUUUACGGAAGAACUGAGGCAACCCAGCAGUGCGCUAUACAGAGAUGUCGCGGAACAACUCGAGACGGAAGUGCGUACAACUUCAAUUCUUUUCUACCGUUUGACCCUCCUCCCACGUAAUCUUGCCCUCUGCUGUGUUUUACUUCUCGAGCCAAUAUUCCUGCCUAACCUUGGUCGUUUGUGUGUUCUCGCUCACAGUGCGACACCAUUCUGCUUGCGGAGUAUGCAGAGACUUUCGUCCGGACCACUGUCCUGGCUUUGAAGUAAGCUUGGGAGGCUUCCCGUUCUCAGACAUAGGCUACAGCACCUGGUCACCAGUAAACCAUCUUUAGGGCCACAGCCAGAUGGAUUCCAGUGUUUAUUUUUGUCUGCGUGACUGAGCCCAUGCUUUGUUAACUACUCUUAAAAGGAGCAAAACCAUUGGAAAUGGAAAACCUGUUCAUCCCACUGAGCUAUGUGUUUUUUUCUUGUUUUUUUUCAAUGCAUAGUCCCGGCCCGGAGAACGAGGUCAGGGCAGAGCUGAGCCUGCUAUUCAGCUCCGUGGCAGCACAAGAUGAGCUUCCAGCGGCAGAUGAGGUUGUGGCGACUUUACAAGAGGCUGCGCAAAACGGCACCUUCAACAUAUCCCUUGUCCGUGGGUCCAUCACUGUCCUUGGUAAGGAAACAUUUCGUACAAGCAUCUACGCUUUUUGCCCCAGCGGCUGUCAGUUGGGGGACAGAGCACCUACUCAUGCUAACUUUUUGUCAUCCCUUCGUAACGCCCGCAGGUUCAACACUUGGUGACUUAACCACCACUGCAGCUCCUGCACCAGCUGUGCUUCUUUCAGUGACCCUGAACCGGACAUUUACGGAAGAACUGAGGCAACCCAGCAGUGCGCUAUACAGAGAUGUCGCGGAACAACUCGAGACGGAAGUGCGUACAACUUCAAUUCUUUUCUACCGUUUGACCCUCCUCCCACGUAAUCUUGCCCUCUGCUGUGUUUUUACUUCUCGAGCCAAUAUUCCUGCCUAACCUUGGUCGUUUGUGUGUUCUCGCUCACAGUGCGACACCAUUCUGCUUGCGGAGUAUGCAGAGACUUUCGUCCGGACCACUGUCCUGGCUUUGAAGUAAGCUUGGGAGGCUUCCCGGUCUCAGACAUAGGCUACAGCACCUGGUCACCAGGAAACCAUCUUUAGGGCCACAGCCAGAUGGAUUCCAGUGUUUAUUUUUGUCUGCGUGACUGAGCCCAUGCUUUGUUAACUACUCUUAAAAGGAGCAAAACCAUUGGAAAUGGAAAACCUGUUCAUCCCACUGAGCUAUGUGUUUUUUUCUUGUUUUUUUUCAAUGCAUAGUCCCGGCCCGGAGAACGAGGUCAGGGCAGAGCUGAGCCUGCUAUUCAGCUCCGUGGCAGCACAAGAUGAGCUUCCAGCGGCAGAUGAGGUUGUGGCGACUUUACAAGAGGCUGCGCAAAACGGCACCUUCAACAUAUCCCUUGUCCGUGGGUCCAUCACUGUCCUUGGUAAGGAAACAUUUCGUACAAGCAUCUACGCUUUUUGCCCCAGCGGCUGUCAGUUGGGGGACAGAGCACCUACUCAUGCUAACUUUUUGUCAUCCCUCACGUAACGCCCGCAGGUUCAACACUUGGUGACUUAACCACCACUGCAGCUCCUGCACCAGCUGUGCUUCUUUCAGUGACCCUGAACCGGACAUUUACGGAAGAACUGAGGCAACCCAGCAGUGCGCUAUACAGAGAUGUCGCGGAACAACUCGAGACGGAAGUGCGUACAACUUCAAUACUUUUCUACCGUUUGACCCUCCUCCCACGUAAUCUUGCCCUCUGCUGUGUUUUUACUUCUCGAGCCAAUAUUCCUGCCUAACCUUGGUCGUUUGUGUGUUCUCGCUCACAGUGCGACACCAUUCUGCUUGCGGAGUAUGCAGAGACUUUCGUCCGGACCACUGUCCUGGCUUUGAAGUAAGCUUGGGAGGCUUCCCGGUCUCAGACAUAGGCUACAGCACCUGGUCACCAGGAAACCAUCUUUAGGGCCACAGCCAGAUGGAUUCCAGUGUUUAUUUUUGUCUGCGUGACUGAGCCCAUGCUUUGUUAACUACUCUUAAAAGGAGCAAAACCAUUGCAAAUGGAAAACCUGUUCAUCCCACUGAGCUAUGUGUUUUUUUCUUGUUUUUUUUCAAUGCAUAGUCCCGGCCCGGAGAACGAGGUCAGGGCAGAGCUGAGCCUGCUAUUCAGCUCCGUGGCAGCACAAGAUGAGCUUCCAGCGGCAGAUGAGGUUGUGGCGACUUUACAAGAGGCUGCGCAAAACGGCACCUUCAACAUAUCCCUUGUCCGUGGGUCCAUCACUGUCCUUGGUAAGGAAACAUUUCGUACAAGCAUCUACGCUUUUUGCCCCAGCGGCUGUCUGUUGGGGGACAGAGCACCUACUCAUGCUAACUUUUUGUCAUCCCUCACGCAACGCCCGCAGGUUCAACACUUGGUGACUUAACCACCACUGCAGCUCCUGCACCAGCUGUGCUUCUAUCAGUGACCCUGAACCGGACAUUUACGGAAGAACUGAGGCAACCCAGCAGUGCGCUAUACAGAGAUGUCGCGGAACAACUCGAGACGGAAGUGCGUACAACUUCAAUUCUUUUCUACCGUUUGACCCUCCUCCCACGUAAUCUUGCCCUCUGCUGUGUUUUACUUCUCGAGCCAAUAUUCCUGCCUAACCUUGGUCGUUUGUGUGUUCUCGCUCACAGUGCGACACCAUUCUGCUUGGGGAGUAUGCAGAGACUUUCGUCCGGACCACUGUCCUGGCUUUGAAGUAAGCUUGGGAGGCUUCCCGGUCUCAGACAUAGGCUACAGCACCUGGUCACCAGGAAACCAUCUUUAGGGCCACAGCCAGAUGGAUUCCAGUGUUUAUUUUUGUCUGCAUGACUGAGCCCAUGCUUUGUUAACUACUCUUAAAAGGAGCAAAACCAUUGCAAAUGGAAAACCUGUUCAUCCCACUGAGCUAUGUGUUUUUUUCUUGUUUUUUUUCAAUGCAUAGUCCCGGCCCGGAGAACGAGGUCAGGGCAGAGCUGAGCCUGCUAUUCAGCUCCGUGGCAGCACAAGAUGAGCUUCCAGCGGCAGAUGAGGUUGUGGCGACUUUACAAGAGGCUGCGCAAAACGGCACCUUCAACAUAUCCCUUGUCCGUGGGUCCAUCACUGUCCUUGGUAAGGAAACAUUUCGUACAAGCAUCUACGCUUUUUGCCCCAGCGGCUGUCUGUUGGGGGACAGAGCACCUACUCAUGCUAACUUUUUGUCAUCCCUCACGCAACGCCCGCAGGUUCAACACUUGGUGACUUAACCACCACUGCAGCUCCUGCACCAGCUGUGCUUCUAUCAGUGACCCUGAACCGGACAUUUACGGAAGAACUGAGGCAACCCAGCAGUGCGCUAUACAGAGAUGUCGCGGAACAACUCGAGACGGAAGUGCGUACAACUUCAAUUCUUUUCUACCGUUUGACCCUCCUCCCACGUAAUCUUGCCCUCUGCUGUGUUUUACUUCUCGAGCCAAUAUUCCUGCCUAACCUUGGUCGUUUGUGUGUUCUCGCUCACAGUGCGACACCAUUCUGCUUGGGGAGUAUGCAGAGACUUUCGUCCGGACCACUGUCCUGGCUUUGAAGUAAGCUUGGGAGGCUUCCCGGUCUCAGACAUAGGCUACAGCACCUGGUCACCAGGAAACCAUCUUUAGGGCCACAGCCAGAUGGAUUCCAGUGUUUAUUUUUGUCUGCGUGACUGAGCCCAUGCUUUGUUAACUACUCUUAAAAGGAGCAAAACCAUUGCAAAUGGAAAACCUGUUCAUCCCACUGAGCUAUGUGUUUUUUUCUUGUUUUUUUUCAAUGCAUAGUCCCGGCCCGGAGAACGAGGUCAGGGCAGAGCUGAGCCUGCUAUUCAGCUCCGUGGCAGCACAAGAUGAGCUUCCAGCGGCAGAUGAGGUUGUGGCGACUUUACAAGAGGCUGCGCAAAACGGCACCUUCAACAUAUCCCUUGUCCGUGGGUCCAUCACUGUCCUUGGUAAGGAAACAUUUCGUACAAGCAUCUACGCUUUUUGCCCCAGCGGCUGUCUGUUGGGGGACAGAGCACCUACUCAUGCUAACUUUUUGUCAUCCCUCACGCAACGCCCGCAGGUUCAACACUUGGUGACUUAACCACCACUGCAGCUCCUGCACCAGCUGUGCUUCUAUCAGUGACCCUGAACCGGACAUUUACGGAAGAACUGAGGCAACCCAGCAGUGCGCUAUACAGAGAUGUCGCGGAACAACUCGAGACGGAAGUGCGUACAACUUCAAUUCUUUUCUACCGUUUGACCCUCCUCCCACGUAAUCUUGCCCUCUGCUGUGUUUUUACUUCUCGAGCCAAUAUUCCUGCCUAACCUUGGUCGUUUGUGUGUUCUCGCUCACAGUGCGACACCAUUCUGCUUGCGGAGUAUGCAGAGACUUUCGUCCGGACCACUGUCCUGGCUUUGAAGUAAGCUUGGGAGGCUUCCCGUUCUCAGACAUAGGCUACAGCACCUGGUCACCAGUAAACCAUCUUUAGGGCCACAGCCAGAUGGAUUCCAGUGUUUAUUUUUGUCUGCGUGACUGAGCCCAUGCUUUGUUAACUACUCUUAAAAGGAGCAAAACCAUUGGAAAUGGAAAACCUGUUCAUCCCACUGAGCUAUGUGUUUUUUUCUUGUUUUUUUUCAAUGCAUAGUCCCGGCCCGGAGAACGAGGUCAGGGCAGAGCUGAGCCUGCUAUUCAGCUCCGUGGCAGCACAAGAUGAGCUUCCAGCGGCAGAUGAGGUUGUGGCGACUUUACAAGAGGCUGCGCAAAACGGCACCUUCAACAUAUCCCUUGUCCGUGGGUCCAUCACUGUCCUUGGUAAGGAAACAUUUCGUACAAGCAUCUACGCUUUUUGCCCCAGCGGCUGUCAGUUGGGGGACAGAGCACCUACUCAUGCUAACUUUUUGUCAUCCCUUCGUAACGCCCGCAGGUUCAACACUUGGUGACUUAACCACCACUGCAGCUCCUGCACCAGCUGUGCUUCUUUCAGUGACCCUGAACCGGACAUUUACGGAAGAACUGAGGCAACCCAGCAGUGCGCUAUACAGAGAUGUCGCGGAACAACUCGAGACGGAAGUGCGUACAACUUCAAUUCUUUUCUACCGUUUGACCCUCCUCCCACGUAAUCUUGCCCUCUGCUGUGUUUUUACUUCUCGAGCCAAUAUUCCUGCCUAACCUUGGUCGUUUGUGUGUUCUCGCUCACAGUGCGACACCAUUCUGCUUGCGGAGUAUGCAGAGACUUUCGUCCGGACCACUGUCCUGGCUUUGAAGUAAGCUUGGGAGGCUUCCCGGUCUCAGACAUAGGCUACAGCACCUGGUCACCAGGAAACCAUCUUUAGGGCCACAGCCAGAUGGAUUCCAGUGUUUAUUUUUGUCUGCGUGACUGAGCCCAUGCUUUGUUAACUACUCUUAAAAGGAGCAAAACCAUUGCAAAUGGAAAACCUGUUCAUCCCACUGAGCUAUGUGUUUUUUUCUUGUUUUUUUUCAAUGCAUAGUCCCGGCCCGGAGAACGAGGUCAGGGCAGAGCUGAGCCUGCUAUUCAGCUCCGUGGCAGCACAAGAUGAGCUUCCAGCGGCAGAUGAGGUUGUGGCGACUUUACAAGAGGCUGCGCAAAACGGCACCUUCAACAUAUCCCUUGUCCGUGGGUCCAUCACUGUCCUUGGUAAGGAAACAUUUCGUACAAGCAUCUACGCUUUUUGCCCCAGCGGCUGUCUGUUGGGGGACAGAGCACCUACUCAUGCUAACUUUUUGUCAUCCCUCACGCAACGCCCGCAGGUUCAACACUUGGUGACUUAACCACCACUGCAGCUCCUGCACCAGCUGUGCUUCUUUCAGUGACCCUGAACCGGACAUUUACGGAAGAACUGAGGCAACCCAGCAGUGCGCUAUACAGAGAUGUCGCGGAACAACUCGAGAUGGAAGUGCGUACAACUUCAAUUCUUUUCUACCGUUUGACCCUCCUCCCACGUAAUCUUGCCCUCUGCUGUGUUUUUACUUCUCGAGCCAAUAUUCCUGCCUAACCUUGGUCGUUUGUGUGUUCUCGCUCACAGUGCGACACCAUUCUGCUUGCGGAGUAUGCAGAGACUUUCGUCCGGACCACUGUCCUGGCUUUGAAGUAAGCUUGGGAGGCUUCCCGGUCUCAGACAUAGGCUACAGCACCUGGUCACCAGGAAACCAUCUUUAGGGCCACAGCCAGAUGGAUUCCAGUGUUUAUUUUUGUCUGCGUGACUGAGCCCAUGCUUUGUUAACUACUCUUAAAAGGAGCAAAACCAUUGCAAAUGGAAAACCUGUUCAUCCCACUGAGCUAUGUGUUUUUUUCUUGUUUUUUUUCAAUGCAUAGUCCCGGCCCGGAGAACGAGGUCAGGGCAGAGCUGAGCCUGCUAUUCAGCUCCGUGGCAGCACAAGAUGAGCUUCCAGCGGCAGAUGAGGUUGUGGCGACUUUACAAGAGGCUGUGCAAAACGGCACCUUCAACAUAUCCCUUGUCCGUGGGUCCAUCACUGUCCUUGGUAAGGAAACAUUUCGUACAAGCAUCUACGCUUUUUGCCCCAGCGGCUGUCUGUUGGGGGACAGAGCACCUACUCAUGCUAACUUUUUGUCAUCCCUCACGCAACGCCCGCAGGUUCAACACUUGGUGACUUAACCACCACUGCAGCUCCUGCACCAGCUGUGCUUCUUUCAGUGACCCUGAACCGGACAUUUACGGAAGAACUGAGGCAACCCAGCAGUGCGCUAUACAGAGAUGUCGCGGAACAACUCGAGAUGGAAGUGCGUACAACUUCAAUUCUUUUCUACCGUUUGACCCUCCUCCCACGUAAUCUUGCCCUCUGCUGUGUUUUUACUUCUCGAGCCAAUAUUCCUGCCUAACCUUGGUCGUUUGUGUGUUCUCGCUCACAGUGCGACACCAUUCUGCUUGGGGAGUAUGCAGAGACUUUCGUCCGGACCACUGUCCUGGCUUUGAAGUAAGCUUGGGAGGCUUCCCGGUCUCAGACAUAGGCUACAGCACCUGGUCACCAGGAAACCAUCUUUAGGGCCACAGCCAGAUGGAUUCCAGUGUUUAUUUUUGUCUGCGUGACUGAGCCCAUGCUUUGUUAACUACUCUUAAAAGGAGCAAAACCAUUGCAAAUGGAAAACCUGUUCAUCCCACUGAGCUAUGUGUUUUUUUCUUGUUUUUUUUCAAUGCAUAGUCCCGGCCCGGAGAACGAGGUCAGGGCAGAGCUGAGCCUGCUAUUCAGCUCCGUGGCAGCACAAGAUGAGCUUCCAGCGGCAGAUGAGGUUGUGGCGACUUUACAAGAGGCUGCGCAAAACGGCACCUUCAACAUAUCCCUUGUCCGUGGGUCCAUCACUGUCCUUGGUAAGGAAACAUUUCGUACAAGCAUCUACGCUUUUUGCCCCAGCGGCUGUCUGUUGGGGGACAGAGCACCUACUCAUGCUAACUUUUUGUCAUCCCUCACGCAACGCCCGCAGGUUCAACACUUGGUGACUUAACCACCACUGCAGCUCCUGCACCAGCUGUGCUUCUAUCAGUGACCCUGAACCGGACAUUUACGGAAGAACUGAGGCAACCCAGCAGUGCGCUAUACAGAGAUGUCGCGGAACAACUCGAGACGGAAGUGCGUACAGCUUCAAUACUUUUCUACCGUUUGACCCUCCUCCCACGUAAUCUUGCCCUCUGCUGUGUUUUUACUUCUCGAGCCAAUAUUCCUGCCUAACCUUGGUCGUUUGUGUGUUCUCGCUCACAGUGCGACACCAUUCUGCUUGGGGAGUAUGCAGAGACUUUCGUCCGGACCACUGUCCUGGCUUUGAAGUAAGCUUGGGAGGCUUCCCGGUCUCAGACAUAGGCUACAGCACCUGGUCACCAGGAAACCAUCUUUAGGGCCACAGCCAGAUGGAUUCCAGUGUUUAUUUUUGUCUGCGUGACUGAGCCCAUGCUUUGUUAACUACUCUUAAAAGGAGCAAAACCAUUGCAAAUGGAAAACCUGUUCAUCCCACUGAGCUAUGUGUUUUUUUCUUGUUUUUUUUCAAUGCAUAGUCCCGGCCCGGAGAACGAGGUCAGGGCAGAGCUGAGCCUGCUAUUCAGCUCCGUGGCAGCACAAGAUGAGCUUCCAGCGGCAGAUGAGGUUGUGGCGACUUUACAAGAGGCUGCGCAAAACGGCACCUUCAACAUAUCCCUUGUCCGUGGGUCCAUCACUGUCCUUGGUAAGGAAACAUUUCGUACAAGCAUCUACGCUUUUUGCCCCAGCGGCUGUCUGUUGGGGGACAGAGCACCUACUCAUGCUAACUUUUUGUCAUCCCUCACGCAACGCCCGCAGGUUCAACACUUGGUGACUUAACCACCACUGCAGCUCCUGCACCAGCUGUGCUUCUAUCAGUGACCCUGAACCGGACAUUUACGGAAGAACUGAGGCAACCCAGCAGUGCGCUAUACAGAGAUGUCGCGGAACAACUCGAGACGGAAGUGCGUACAGCUUCAAUACUUUUCUACCGUUUGACCCUCCUCCCACGUAAUCUUGCCCUCUGCUGUGUUUUUACUUCUCGAGCCAAUAUUCCUGCCUAACCUUGGUCGUUUGUGUGUUCUCGCUCACAGUGCGACACCAUUCUGCUUGGGGAGUAUGCAGAGACUUUCGUCCGGACCACUGUCCUGGCUUUGAAGUAAGCUUGGGAGGCUUCCCGGUCUCAGACAUAGGCUACAGCACCUGGUCACCAGGAAACCAUCUUUAGGGCCACAGCCAGAUGGAUUCCAGUGUUUAUUUUUGUCUGCGUGACUGAGCCCAUGCUUUGUUAACUACUCUUAAAAGGAGCAAAACCAUUGCAAAUGGAAAACCUGUUCAUCCCACUGAGCUAUGUGUUUUUUUCUUGUUUUUUUUUCAAUGCAUAGUCCCGGCCCGGAGAACGAGGUCAGGGCAGAGCUGAGCCUGCUAUUCAGCUCCGUGGCAGCACAAGAUGAGCUUCCAGCGGCAGAUGAGGUUGUGGCGACUUUACAAGAGGCUGCGCAAAACGGCACCUUCAACAUAUCCCUUGUCCGUGGGUCCAUCACUGUCCUUGGUAAGGAAACAUUUCGUACAAGCAUCUACGCUUUUUGCCCCAGCGGCUGUCUGUUGGGGGACAGAGCACCUACUCAUGCUAACUUUUUGUCAUCCCUCACGCAACGCCCGCAGGUUCAACACUUGGUGACUUAACCACCACUGCAGCUCCUGCACCAGCUGUGCUUCUAUCAGUGACCCUGAACCGGACAUUUACGGAAGAACUGAGGCAACCCAGCAGUGCGCUAUACAGAGAUGUCGCGGAACAACUCGAGACGGAAGUGCGUACAACUUCAAUUCUUUUCUACCGUUUGACCCUCCUCCCACGUAAUCUUGCCCUCUGCUGUGUUUUACUUCUCGAGCCAAUAUUCCUGCCUAACCUUGGUCGUUUGUGUGUUCUCGCUCACAGUGCGACACCAUUCUGCUUGGGGAGUAUGCAGAGACUUUCGUCCGGACCACUGUCCUGGCUUUGAAGUAAGCUUGGGAGGCUUCCCGGUCUCAGACAUAGGCUACAGCACCUGGUCACCAGGAAACCAUCUUUAGGGCCACAGCCAGAUGGAUUCCAGUGUUUAUUUUUGUCUGCGUGACUGAGCCCAUGCUUUGUUAACUACUCUUAAAAGGAGCAAAACCAUUGCAAAUGGAAAACCUGUUCAUCCCACUGAGCUAUGUGUUUUUUUCUUGUUUUUUUUCAAUGCAUAGUCCCGGCCCGGAGAACGAGGUCAGGGCAGAGUUGAGCCUGCUAUUCAGCUCCGUGGCAGCACAAGAUGAGCUUCCAGCGGCAGAUGAGGUUGUGGCGACUUUACAAGAGGCUGCGCAAAACGGCACCUUCAACAUAUCCCUUGUCCGUGGGUCCAUCACUGUCCUUGGUAAGGAAACAUUUCGUACAAGCAUCUACGCUUUUUGCCCCAGCGGCUGUCUGUUGGGGGACAGAGCACCUACUCAUGCUAACUUUUUGUCAUCCCUCACGCAACGCCCGCAGGUUCAACACUUGGUGACUUAACCACCACUGCAGCUCCUGCACCAGCUGUGCUUCUAUCAGUGACCCUGAACCGGACAUUUACGGAAGAACUGAGGCAACCCAGCAGUGCGCUAUACAGAGAUGUCGCGGAACAACUCGAGAUGGAAGUGCGUACAACUUCAAUUCUUUUCUACCGUUUGACCCUCCUCCCACGUAAUCUUGCCCUCUGCUGUGUUUUUACUUCUCGAGCCAAUAUUCCUGCCUAACCUUGGUCGUUUGUGUGUUCUCGCUCACAGUGCGACACCAUUCUGCUUGCGGAGUAUGCAGAGACUUUCGUCCGGACCACUGUCCUGGCUUUGAAGUAAGCUUGGGAGGCUUCCCGUUCUCAGACAUAGGCUACAGCAUCUGGUCACCAGUAAACCAUCUUUAGGGCCACAGCCAGAUGGAUUCCAGUGUUUAUUUUUGUCUGCGUGACUGAGCCCAUGCUUUGUUAACUACUCUUAAAAGGAGCAAAACCAUUGCAAAUGGAAAACCUGUUCAUCCCACUGAGCUAUGUGUUUUUUUCUUGUUUUUUUUCAAUGCAUAGUCCCGGCCCGGAGAACGAGGUCAGGGCAGAGCUGAGCCUGCUAUUCAGCUCCGUGGCAGCACAAGAUGAGCUUCCAGCGGCAGAUGAGGUUGUGGCGACUUUACAAGAGGCUGCGCAAAACGGCACCUUCAACAUAUCCCUUGUCCGUGGGUCCAUCACUGUCCUUGGUAAGGAAACAUUUCGUACAAGCAUCUACGCUUUUUGCCCCAGCGGCUGUCAGUUGGGGGACAGAGCACCUACUCAUGCUAACUUUUUGUCAUCCCUUCGUAACGCCCGCAGGUUCAACACUUGGUGACUUAACCACCACUGCAGCUCCUGCACCAGCUGUGCUUCUUUCAGUGACCCUGAACCGGACAUUUACGGAAGAACUGAGGCAACCCAGCAGUGCGCUAUACAGAGAUGUCGCGGAACAACUCGAGACGGAAGUGCGUACAACUUCAAUUCUUUUCUACCGUUUGACCCUCCUCCCACGUAAUCUUGCCCUCUGCUGUGUUUUUACUUCUCGAGCCAAUAUUCCUGCCUAACCUUGGUCGUUUGUGUGUUCUCGCUCACAGUGCGACACCAUUCUGCUUGCGGAGUAUGCAGAGACUUUCGUCCGGACCACUGUCCUGGCUUUGAAGUAAGCUUGGGAGGCUUCCCGGUCUCAGACAUAGGCUACAGCACCUGGUCACCAGGAAACCAUCUUUAGGGCCACAGCCAGAUGGAUUCCAGUGUUUAUUUUUGUCUGCGUGACUGAGCCCAUGCUUUGUUAACUACUCUUAAAAGGAGCAAAACCAUUGCAAAUGGAAAACCUGUUCAUCCCACUGAGCUAUGUGUUUUUUUCUUGUUUUUUUUCAAUGCAUAGUCCCGGCCCGGAGAACGAGGUCAGGGCAGAGCUGAGCCUGCUAUUCAGCUCCGUGGCAGCACAAGAUGAGCUUCCAGCGGCAGAUGAGGUUGUGGCGACUUUACAAGAGGCUGCGCAAAACGGCACCUUCAACAUAUCCCUUGUCCGUGGGUCCAUCACUGUCCUUGGUAAGGAAACAUUUCGUACAAGCAUCUACGCUUUUUGCCCCAGCGGCUGUCUGUUGGGGGACAGAGCACCUACUCAUGCUAACUUUUUGUCAUCCCUCACGCAACGCCCGCAGGUUCAACACUUGGUGACUUAACCACCACUGCAGCUCCUGCACCAGCUGUGCUUCUUUCAGUGACCCUGAACCGGACAUUUACGGAAGAACUGAGGCAACCCAGCAGUGCGCUAUACAGAGAUGUCGCGGAACAACUCGAGACGGAAGUGCGUACAACUUCAAUUCUUUUCUACCGUUUGACCCUCCUCCCACGUAAUCUUGCCCUCUGCUGUGUUUUACUUCUCGAGCCAAUAUUCCUGCCUAACCUUGGUCGUUUGUGUGUUCUCGCUCACAGUGCGACACCAUUCUGCUUGGGGAGUAUGCAGAGACUUUCGUCCGGACCACUGUCCUGGCUUUGAAGUAAGCUUGGGAGGCUUCCCGGUCUCAGACAUAGGCUACAGCACCUGGUCACCAGGAAACCAUCUUUAGGGCCACAGCCAGAUGGAUUCCAGUGUUUAUUUUUGUCUGCGUGACUGAGCCCAUGCUUUGUUAACUACUCUUAAAAGGAGCAAAACCAUUGCAAAUGGAAAACCUGUUCAUCCCACUGAGCUAUGUGUUUUUUUCUUGUUUUUUUUCAAUGCAUAGUCCCGGCCCGGAGAACGAGGUCAGGGCAGAGCUGAGCCUGCUAUUCAGCUCCGUGGCAGCACAAGAUGAGCUUCCAGCGGCAGAUGAGGUUGUGGCGACUUUACAAGAGGCUGCGCAAAACGGCACCUUCAACAUAUCCCUUGUCCGUGGGUCCAUCACUGUCCUUGGUAAGGAAACAUUUCGUACAAGCAUCUACGCUUUUUGCCCCAGCGGCUGUCUGUUGGGGGACAGAGCACCUACUCAUGCUAACUUUUUGUCAUCCCUCACGCAACGCCCGCAGGUUCAACACUUGGUGACUUAACCACCACUGCAGCUCCUGCACCAGCUGUGCUUCUAUCAGUGACCCUGAACCGGACAUUUACGGAAGAACUGAGGCAACCCAGCAGUGCGCUAUACAGAGAUGUCGCGGAACAACUCGAGAUGGAAGUGCGUACAACUUCAAUUCUUUUCUACCGUUUGACCCUCCUCCCACGUAAUCUUGCCCUCUGCUGUGUUUUUACUUCUCGAGCCAAUAUUCCUGCCUAACCUUGGUCGUUUGUGUGUUCUCGCUCACAGUGCGACACCAUUCUGCUUGGGGAGUAUGCAGAGACUUUCGUCCGGACCACUGUCCUGGCUUUGAAGUAAGCUUGGGAGGCUUCCCGGUCUCAGACAUAGGCUACAGCACCUGGUCACCAGUAAACCAUCUUUAGGGCCACAGCCAGAUGGAUUCCAGUGUUUAUUUUUGUCUGCGUGACUGAGCCCAUGCUUUGUUAACUACUCUUAAAAGGAGCAAAACCAUUGCAAAUGGAAAACCUGUUCAUCCCACUGAGCUAUGUGUUUUUUUCUUGUUUUUUUUCAAUGCAUAGUCCCGGCCCGGAGAACGAGGUCAGGGCAGAGCUGAGCCUGCUAUUCAGCUCCGUGGCAGCACAAGAUGAGCUUCCAGCGGCAGAUGAGGUUGUGGCGACUUUACAAGAGGCUGCGCAAAACGGCACCUUCAACAUAUCCCUUGUCCGUGGGUCCAUCACUGUCCUUGGUAAGGAAACAUUUCGUACAAGCAUCUACGCUUUUUGCCCCAGCGGCUGUCUGUUGGGGGACAGAGCACCUACUCAUGCUAACUUUUUGUCAUCCCUCACGCAACGCCCGCAGGUUCAACACUUGGUGACUUAACCACCACUGCAGCUCCUGCACCAGCUGUGCUUCUUUCAGUGACCCUGAACCGGACAUUUACGGAAGAACUGAGGCAACCCAGCAGUGCGCUAUACAGAGAUGUCGCGGAACAACUCGAGAUGGAAGUGCGUACAACUUCAAUUCUUUUCUACCGUUUGACCCUCCUCCCACGUAAUCUUGCCCUCUGCUGUGUUUUUACUUCUCGAGCCAAUAUUCCUGCCUAACCUUGGUCGUUUGUGUGUUCUCGCUCACAGUGCGACACCAUUCUGCUUGCGGAGUAUGCAGAGACUUUCGUCCGGACCACUGUCCUGGCUUUGAAGUAAGCUUGGGAGGCUUCCCGGUCUCAGACAUAGGCUACAGCACCUGGUCACCAGGAAACCAUCUUUAGGGCCACAGCCAGAUGGAUUCCAGUGUUUAUUUUUGUCUGCGUGACUGAGCCCAUGCUUUGUUAACUACUCUUAAAAGGAGCAAAACCAUUGCAAAUGGAAAACCUGUUCAUCCCACUGAGCUAUGUGUUUUUUUCUUGUUUUUUUUCAAUGCAUAGUCCCGGCCCGGAGAACGAGGUCAGGGCAGAGCUGAGCCUGCUAUUCAGCUCCGUGGCAGCACAAGAUGAGCUUCCAGCGGCAGAUGAGGUUGUGGCGACUUUACAAGAGGCUGCGCAAAACGGCACCUUCAACAUAUCCCUUGUCCGUGGGUCCAUCACUGUCCUUGGUAAGGAAACAUUUCGUACAAGCAUCUACGCUUUUUGCCCCAGCGGCUGUCUGUUGGGGGACAGAGCACCUACUCAUGCUAACUUUUUGUCAUCCCUCACGCAACGCCCGCAGGUUCAACACUUGGUGACUUAACCACCACUGCAGCUCCUGCACCAGCUGUGCUUCUUUCAGUGACCCUGAACCGGACAUUUACGGAAGAACUGAGGCAACCCAGCAGUGCGCUAUACAGAGAUGUCGCGGAACAACUCGAGACGGAAGUGCGUACAACUUCAAUUCUUUUCUACCGUUUGACCCUCCUCCCACGUAAUCUUGCCCUCUGCUGUGUUUUUACUUCUCGAGCCAAUAUUCCUGCCUAACCUUGGUCGUUUGUGUGUUCUCGCUCACAGUGCGACACCAUUCUGCUUGGGGAGUAUGCAGAGACUUUCGUCCGGACCACUGUCCUGGCUUUGAAGUAAGCUUGGGAGGCUUCCCGGUCUCAGACAUAGGCUACAGCACCUGGUCACCAGUAAACCAUCUUUAGGGCCACAGCCAGAUGGAUUCCAGUGUUUAUUUUUGUCUGCGUGACUGAGCCCAUGCUUUGUUAACUACUCUUAAAAGGAGCAAAACCAUUGCAAAUGGAAAACCUGUUCAUCCCACUGAGCUAUGUGUUUUUUUCUUGUUUUUUUUCAAUGCAUAGUCCCGGCCCGGAGAACGAGGUCAGGGCAGAGCUGAGCCUGCUAUUCAGCUCCGUGGCAGCACAAGAUGAGCUUCCAGCGGCAGAUGAGGUUGUGGCGACUUUACAAGAGGCUGCGCAAAACGGCACCUUCAACAUAUCCCUUGUCCGUGGGUCCAUCACUGUCCUUGGUAAGGAAACAUUUCGUACAAGCAUCUACGCUUUUUGCCCCAGCGGCUGUCUGUUGGGGGACAGAGCACCUACUCAUGCUAACUUUUUGUCAUCCCUCACGCAACGCCCGCAGGUUCAACACUUGGUGACUUAACCACCACUGCAGCUCCUGCACCAGCUGUGCUUCUUUCAGUGACCCUGAACCGGACAUUUACGGAAGAACUGAGGCAACCCAGCAGUGCGCUAUACAGAGAUGUCGCGGAACAACUCGAGACGGAAGUGCGUACAACUUCAAUUCUUUUCUACCGUUUGACCCUCCUCCCACGUAAUCUUGCCCUCUGCUGUGUUUUACUUCUCGAGCCAAUAUUCCUGCCUAACCUUGGUCGUUUGUGUGUUCUCGCUCACAGUGCGACACCAUUCUGCUUGGGGAGUAUGCAGAGACUUUCGUCCGGACCACUGUCCUGGCUUUGAAGUAAGCUUGGGAGGCUUCCCGGUCUCAGACAUAGGCUACAGCACCUGGUCACCAGGAAACCAUCUUUAGGGCCACAGCCAGAUGGAUUCCAGUGUUUAUUUUUGUCUGCGUGACUGAGCCCAUGCUUUGUUAACUACUCUUAAAAGGAGCAAAACCAUUGCAAAUGGAAAACCUGUUCAUCCCACUGAGCUAUGUGUUUUUUUCUUGUUUUUUUUCAAUGCAUAGUCCCGGCCCGGAGAACGAGGUCAGGGCAGAGCUGAGCCUGCUAUUCAGCUCCGUGGCAGCACAAGAUGAGCUUCCAGCGGCAGAUGAGGUUGUGGCGACUUUACAAGAGGCUGCGCAAAACGGCACCUUCAACAUAUCCCUUGUCCGUGGGUCCAUCACUGUCCUUGGUAAGGAAACAUUUCGUACAAGCAUCUACGCUUUUUGCCCCAGCGGCUGUCUGUUGGGGGACAGAGCACCUACUCAUGCUAACUUUUUGUCAUCCCUCACGCAACGCCCGCAGGUUCAACACUUGGUGACUUAACCACCACUGCAGCUCCUGCACCAGCUGUGCUUCUUUCAGUGACCCUGAACCGGACAUUUACGGAAGAACUGAGGCAACCCAGCAGUGCGCUAUACAGAGAUGUCGCGGAACAACUCGAGACGGAAGUGCGUACAGCUUCAAUUCUUUUCUACCGUUUGACCCUCCUCCCACGUAAUCUUGCCCUCUGCUGUGUUUUUACUUCUCGAGCCAAUAUUCCUGCCUAACCUUGGUCGUUUGUGUGUUCUCGCUCACAGUGCGACACCAUUCUGCUUGGGGAGUAUGCAGAGACUUUCGUCCGGACCACUGUCCUGGCUUUGAAGUAAGCUUGGGAGGCUUCCCGGUCUCAGACAUAGGCUACAGCACCUGGUCACCAGGAAACCAUCUUUAGGGCCACAGCCAGAUGGAUUCCAGUGUUUAUUUUUGUCUGCGUGACUGAGCCCAUGCUUUGUUAACUACUCUUAAAAGGAGCAAAACCAUUGCAAAUGGAAAACCUGUUCAUCCCACUGAGCUAUGUGUUUUUUUCUUGUUUUUUUUCAAUGCAUAGUCCCGGCCCGGAGAACGAGGUCAGGGCAGAGCUGAGCCUGCUAUUCAGCUCCGUGGCAGCACAAGAUGAGCUUCCAGCGGCAGAUGAGGUUGUGGCGACUUUACAAGAGGCUGCGCAAAACGGCACCUUCAACAUAUCCCUUGUCCGUGGGUCCAUCACUGUCCUUGGUAAGGAAACAUUUCGUACAAGCAUCUACGCUUUUUGCCCCAGCGGCUGUCUGUUGGGGGACAGAGCACCUACUCAUGCUAACUUUUUGUCAUCCCUCACGCAACGCCCGCAGGUUCAACACUUGGUGACUUAACCACCACUGCAGCUCCUGCACCAGCUGUGCUUCUUUCAGUGACCCUGAACCGGACAUUUACGGAAGAACUGAGGCAACCCAGCAGUGCGCUAUACAGAGAUGUCGCGGAACAACUCGAGACGGAAGUGCGUACAACUUCAAUUCUUUUCUACCGUUUGACCCUCCUCCCACGUAAUCUUGCCCUCUGCUGUGUUUUUACUUCUCGAGCCAAUAUUCCUGCCUAACCUUGGUCGUUUGUGUGUUCUCGCUCACAGUGCGACACCAUUCUGCUUGCGGAGUAUGCAGAGACUUUCGUCCGGACCACUGUCCUGGCUUUGAAGUAAGCUUGGGAGGCUUCCCGGUCUCAGACAUAGGCUACAGCACCUGGUCACCAGUAAACCAUCUUUAGGGCCACAGCCAGAUGGAUUCCAGUGUUUAUUUUUGUCUGCGUGACUGAGCCCAUGCUUUGUUAACUACUCUUAAAAGGAGCAAAACCAUUGCAAAUGGAAAACCUGUUCAUCCCACUGAGCUAUGUGUUUUUUUCUUGUUUUUUUUCAAUGCAUAGUCCCGGCCCGGAGAACGAGGUCAGGGCAGAGCUGAGCCUGCUAUUCAGCUCCGUGGCAGCACAAGAUGAGCUUCCAGCGGCAGAUGAGGUUGUGGCGACUUUACAAGAGGCUGCGCAAAACGGCACCUUCAACAUAUCCCUUGUCCGUGGGUCCAUCACUGUCCUUGGUAAGGAAACAUUUCGUACAAGCAUCUACGCUUUUUGCCCCAGCGGCUGUCUGUUGGGGGACAGAGCACCUACUCAUGCUAACUUUUUGUCAUCCCUCACGCAACGCCCGCAGGUUCAACACUUGGUGACUUAACCACCACUGCAGCUCCUGCACCAGCUGUGCUUCUUUCAGUGACCCUGAACCGGACAUUUACGGAAGAACUGAGGCAACCCAGCAGUGCGCUAUACAGAGAUGUCGCGGAACAACUCGAGACGGAAGUGCGUACAACUUCAAUUCUUUUCUACCGUUUGACCCUCCUCCCACGUAAUCUUGCCCUCUGCUGUGUUUUACUUCUCGAGCCAAUAUUCCUGCCUAACCUUGGUCGUUUGUGUGUUCUCGCUCACAGUGCGACACCAUUCUGCUUGGGGAGUAUGCAGAGACUUUCGUCCGGACCACUGUCCUGGCUUUGAAGUAAGCUUGGGAGGCUUCCCGGUCUCAGACAUAGGCUACAGCACCUGGUCACCAGUAAACCAUCUUUAGGGCCACAGCCAGAUGGAUUCCAGUGUUUAUUUUUGUCUGCGUGACUGAGCCCAUGCUUUGUUAACUACUCUUAAAAGGAGCAAAACCAUUGCAAAUGGAAAACCUGUUCAUCCCACUGAGCUAUGUGUUUUUUUCUUGUUUUUUUUCAAUGCAUAGUCCCGGCCCGGAGAACGAGGUCAGGGCAGAGCUGAGCCUGCUAUUCAGCUCCGUGGCAGCACAAGAUGAGCUUCCAGCGGCAGAUGAGGUUGUGGCGACUUUACAAGAGGCUGCGCAAAACGGCACCUUCAACAUAUCCCUUGUCCGUGGGUCCAUCACUGUCCUUGGUAAGGAAACAUUUCGUACAAGCAUCUACGCUUUUUGCCCCAGCGGCUGUCUGUUGGGGGACAGAGCACCUACUCAUGCUAACUUUUUGUCAUCCCUCACGCAACGCCCGCAGGUUCAACACUUGGUGACUUAACCACCACUGCAGCUCCUGCACCAGCUGUGCUUCUAUCAGUGACCCUGAACCGGACAUUUACGGAAGAACUGAGGCAACCCAGCAGUGCGCUAUACAGAGAUGUCGCGGAACAACUCGAGACGGAAGUGCGUACAACUUCAAUUCUUUUCUACCGUUUGACCCUCCUCCCACGUAAUCUUGCCCUCUGCUGUGUUUUUACUUCUCGAGCCAAUAUUCCUGCCUAACCUUGGUCGUUUGUGUGUUCUCGCUCACAGUGCGACACCAUUCUGCUUGGGGAGUAUGCAGAGACUUUCGUCCGGACCACUGUCCUGGCUUUGAAGUAAGCUUGGGAGGCUUCCCGGUCUCAGACAUAGGCUACAGCACCUGGUCACCAGGAAACCAUCUUUAGGGCCACAGCCAGAUGGAUUCCAGUGUUUAUUUUUGUCUGCGUGACUGAGCCCAUGCUUUGUUAACUACUCUUAAAAGGAGCAAAACCAUUGCAAAUGGAAAACCUGUUCAUCCCACUGAGCUAUGUGUUUUUUUCUUGUUUUUUUUCAAUGCAUAGUCCCGGCCCGGAGAACGAGGUCAGGGCAGAGCUGAGCCUGCUAUUCAGCUCCGUGGCAGCACAAGAUGAGCUUCCAGCGGCAGAUGAGGUUGUGGCGACUUUACAAGAGGCUGCGCAAAACGGCACCUUCAACAUAUCCCUUGUCCGUGGGUCCAUCACUGUCCUUGGUAAGGAAACAUUUCGUACAAGCAUCUACGCUUUUUGCCCCAGCGGCUGUCUGUUGGGGGACAGAGCACCUACUCAUGCUAACUUUUUGUCAUCCCUCACGCAACGCCCGCAGGUUCAACACUUGGUGACUUAACCACCACUGCAGCUCCUGCACCAGCUGUGCUUCUUUCAGUGACCCUGAACCGGACAUUUACGGAAGAACUGAGGCAACCCAGCAGUGCGCUAUACAGAGAUGUCGCGGAACAACUCGAGACGGAAGUGCGUACAACUUCAAUUCUUUUCUACCGUUUGACCCUCCUCCCACGUAAUCUUGCCCUCUGCUGUGUUUUUACUUCUCGAGCCAAUAUUCCUGCCUAACCUUGGUCGUUUGUGUGUUCUCGCUCACAGUGCGACACCAUUCUGCUUGGGGAGUAUGCAGAGACUUUCGUCCGGACCACUGUCCUGGCUUUGAAGUAAGCUUGGGAGGCUUCCCGGUCUCAGACAUAGGCUACAGCACCUGGUCACCAGGAAACCAUCUUUAGGGCCACAGCCAGAUGGAUUCCAGUGUUUAUUUUUGUCUGCGUGACUGAGCCCAUGCUUUGUUAACUACUCUUAAAAGGAGCAAAACCAUUGCAAAUGGAAAACCUGUUCAUCCCACUGAGCUAUGUGUUUUUUUCUUGUUUUUUUUCAAUGCAUAGUCCCGGCCCGGAGAACGAGGUCAGGGCAGAGCUGAGCCUGCUAUUCAGCUCCGUGGCAGCACAAGAUGAGCUUCCAGCGGCAGAUGAGGUUGUGGCGACUUUACAAGAGGCUGCGCAAAACGGCACCUUCAACAUAUCCCUUGUCCGUGGGUCCAUCACUGUCCUUGGUAAGGAAACAUUUCGUACAAGCAUCUACGCUUUUUGCCCCAGCGGCUGUCUGUUGGGGGACAGAGCACCUACUCAUGCUAACUUUUUGUCAUCCCUCACGCAACGCCCGCAGGUUCAACACUUGGUGACUUAACCACCACUGCAGCUCCUGCACCAGCUGUGCUUCUUUCAGUGACCCUGAACCGGACAUUUACGGAAGAACUGAGGCAACCCAGCAGUGCGCUAUACAGAGAUGUCGCGGAACAACUCGAGACGGAAGUGCGUACAACUUCAAUUCUUUUCUACCGUUUGACCCUCCUCCCACGUAAUCUUGCCCUCUGCUGUGUUUUACUUCUCGAGCCAAUAUUCCUGCCUAACCUUGGUCGUUUGUGUGUUCUCGCUCACAGUGCGACACCAUUCUGCUUGGGAGUAUGCAGAGACUUUCGUCCGGACCACUGUCCUGGCUUUGAAGUAAGCUUGGGAGGCUUCCCGGUCUCAGACAUAGGCUACAGCACCUGGUCACCAGUAAACCAUCUUUAGGGCCACAGCCAGAUGGAUUCCAGUGUUUAUUUUUGUCUGCGUGACUGAGCCCAUGCUUUGUUAACUACUCUUAAAAGGAGCAAAACCAUUGCAAAUGGAAAACCUGUUCAUCCCACUGAGCUAUGUGUUUUUUUCUUGUUUUUUUUCAAUGCAUAGUCCCGGCCCGGAGAACGAGGUCAGGGCAGAGCUGAGCCUGCUAUUCAGCUCCGUGGCAGCACAAGAUGAGCUUCCAGCGGCAGAUGAGGUUGUGGCGACUUUACAAGAGGCUGCGCAAAACGGCACCUUCAACAUAUCCCUUGUCCGUGGGUCCAUCACUGUCCUUGGUAAGGAAACAUUUCGUACAAGCAUCUACGCUUUUUGCCCCAGCGGCUGUCUGUUGGGGGACAGAGCACCUACUCAUGCUAACUUUUUGUCAUCCCUCACGCAACGCCCGCAGGUUCAACACUUGGUGACUUAACCACCACUGCAGCUCCUGCACCAGCUGUGCUUCUAUCAGUGACCCUGAACCGGACAUUUACGGAAGAACUGAGGCAACCCAGCAGUGCGCUAUACAGAGAUGUCGCGGAACAACUCGAGACGGAAGUGCGUACAACUUCAAUUCUUUUCUACCGUUUGACCCUCCUCCCACGUAAUCUUGCCCUCUGCUGUGUUUUACUUCUCGAGCCAAUAUUCCUGCCUAACCUUGGUCGUUUGUGUGUUCUCGCUCACAGUGCGACACCAUUCUGCUUGGGGAGUAUGCAGAGACUUUCGUCCGGACCACUGUCCUGGCUUUGAAGUAAGCUUGGGAGGCUUCCCGGUCUCAGACAUAGGCUACAGCACCUGGUCACCAGGAAACCAUCUUUAGGGCCACAGCCAGAUGGAUUCCAGUGUUUAUUUUUGUCUGCGUGACUGAGCCCAUGCUUUGUUAACUACUCUUAAAAGGAGCAAAACCAUUGCAAAUGGAAAACCUGUUCAUCCCACUGAGCUAUGUGUUUUUUUCUUGUUUUUUUUCAAUGCAUAGUCCCGGCCCGGAGAACGAGGUCAGGGCAGAGCUGAGCCUGCUAUUCAGCUCCGUGGCAGCACAAGAUGAGCUUCCAGCGGCAGAUGAGGUUGUGGCGACUUUACAAGAGGCUGCGCAAAACGGCACCUUCAACAUAUCCCUUGUCCGUGGGUCCAUCACUGUCCUUGGUAAGGAAACAUUUCGUACAAGCAUCUACGCUUUUUGCCCCAGCGGCUGUCUGUUGGGGGACAGAGCACCUACUCAUGCUAACUUUUUGUCAUCCCUCACGCAACGCCCGCAGGUUCAACACUUGGUGACUUAACCACCACUGCAGCUCCUGCACCAGCUGUGCUUCUUUCAGUGACCCUGAACCGGACAUUUACGGAAGAACUGAGGCAACCCAGCAGUGCGCUAUACAGAGAUGUCGCGGAACAACUCGAGACGGAAGUGCGUACAACUUCAAUUCUUUUCUACCGUUUGACCCUCCUCCCACGUAAUCUUGCCCUCUGCUGUGUUUUUACUUCUCGAGCCAAUAUUCCUGCCUAACCUUGGUCGUUUGUGUGUUCUCGCUCACAGUGCGACACCAUUCUGCUUGCGGAGUAUGCAGAGACUUUCGUCCGGACCACUGUCCUGGCUUUGAAGUAAGCUUGGGAGGCUUCCCGUUCUCAGACAUAGGCUACAGCACCUGGUCACCAGUAAACCAUCUUUAGGGCCACAGCCAGAUGGAUUCCAGUGUUUAUUUUUGUCUGCGUGACUGAGCCCAUGCUUUGUUAACUACUCUUAAAAGGAGCAAAACCAUUGCAAAUGGAAAACCUGUUCAUCCCACUGAGCUAUGUGUUUUUUUCUUGUUUUUUUUCAAUGCAUAGUCCCGGCCCGGAGAACGAGGUCAGGGCAGAGCUGAGCCUGCUAUUCAGCUCCGUGGCAGCACAAGAUGAGCUUCCAGCGGCAGAUGAGGUUGUGGCGACUUUACAAGAGGCUGCGCAAAACGGCACCUUCAACAUAUCCCUUGUCCGUGGGUCCAUCACUGUCCUUGGUAAGGAAACAUUUCGUACAAGCAUCUACGCUUUUUGCCCCAGCGGCUGUCUGUUGGGGGACAGAGCACCUACUCAUGCUAACUUUUUGUCAUCCCUCACGCAACGCCCGCAGGUUCAACACUUGGUGACUUAACCACCACUGCAGCUCCUGCACCAGCUGUGCUUCUUUCAGUGACCCUGAACCGGACAUUUACGGAAGAACUGAGGCAACCCAGCAGUGCGCUAUACAGAGAUGUCGCGGAACAACUCGAGACGGAAGUGCGUACAACUUCAAUUCUUUUCUACCGUUUGACCCUCCUCCCACGUAAUCUUGCCCUCUGCUGUGUUUUUACUUCUCGAGCCAAUAUUCCUGCCUAACCUUGGUCGUUUGUGUGUUCUCGCUCACAGUGCGACACCAUUCUGCUUGCGGAGUAUGCAGAGACUUUCGUCCGGACCACUGUCCUGGCUUUGAAGUAAGCUUGGGAGGCUUCCCGGUCUCAGACAUAGGCUACAGCACCUGGUCACCAGGAAACCAUCUUUAGGGCCACAGCCAGAUGGAUUCCAGUGUUUAUUUUUGUCUGCGUGACUGAGCCCAUGCUUUGUUAACUACUCUUAAAAGGAGCAAAACCAUUGCAAAUGGAAAACCUGUUCAUCCCACUGAGCUAUGUGUUUUUUUCUUGUUUUUUUUCAAUGCAUAGUCCCGGCCCGGAGAACGAGGUCAGGGCAGAGCUGAGCCUGCUAUUCAGCUCCGUGGCAGCACAAGAUGAGCUUCCAGCGGCAGAUGAGGUUGUGGCGACUUUACAAGAGGCUGCGCAAAACGGCACCUUCAACAUAUCCCUUGUCCGUGGGUCCAUCACUGUCCUUGGUAAGGAAACAUUUCGUACAAGCAUCUACGCUUUUUGCCCCAGCGGCUGUCUGUUGGGGGACAGAGCACCUACUCAUGCUAACUUUUUGUCAUCCCUCACGCAACGCCCGCAGGUUCAACACUUGGUGACUUAACCACCACUGCAGCUCCUGCACCAGCUGUGCUUCUAUCAGUGACCCUGAACCGGACAUUUACGGAAGAACUGAGGCAACCCAGCAGUGCGCUAUACAGAGAUGUCGCGGAACAACUCGAGACGGAAGUGCGUACAACUUCAAUUCUUUUCUACCGUUUGACCCUCCUCCCACGUAAUCUUGCCCUCUGCUGUGUUUUUACUUCUCGAGCCAAUAUUCCUGCCUAACCUUGGUCGUUUGUGUGUUCUCGCUCACAGUGCGACACCAUUCUGCUUGGGAGUAUGCAGAGACUUUCGUCCGGACCACUGUCCUGGCUUUGAAGUAAGCUUGGGAGGCUUCCCGGUCUCAGACAUAGGCUACAGCACCUGGUCACCAGUAAACCAUCUUUAGGGCCACAGCCAGAUGGAUUCCAGUGUUUAUUUUUGUCUGCGUGACUGAGCCCAUGCUUUGUUAACUACUCUUAAAAGGAGCAAAACCAUUGCAAAUGGAAAACCUGUUCAUCCCACUGAGCUAUGUGUUUUUUUCUUGUUUUUUUUCAAUGCAUAGUCCCGGCCCGGAGAACGAGGUCAGGGCAGAGCUGAGCCUGCUAUUCAGCUCCGUGGCAGCACAAGAUGAGCUUCCAGCGGCAGAUGAGGUUGUGGCGACUUUACAAGAGGCUGCGCAAAACGGCACCUUCAACAUAUCCCUUGUCCGUGGGUCCAUCACUGUCCUUGGUAAGGAAACAUUUCGUACAAGCAUCUACGCUUUUUGCCCCAGCGGCUGUCUGUUGGGGGACAGAGCACCUACUCAUGCUAACUUUUUGUCAUCCCUCACGCAACGCCCGCAGGUUCAACACUUGGUGACUUAACCACCACUGCAGCUCCUGCACCAGCUGUGCUUCUUUCAGUGACCCUGAACCGGACAUUUACGGAAGAACUGAGGCAACCCAGCAGUGCGCUAUACAGAGAUGUCGCGGAACAACUCGAGACGGAAGUGCGUACAACUUCAAUUCUUUUCUACCGUUUGACCCUCCUCCCACGUAAUCUUGCCCUCUGCUGUGUUUUUACUUCUCGAGCCAAUAUUCCUGCCUAACCUUGGUCGUUUGUGUGUUCUCGCUCACAGUGCGACACCAUUCUGCUUGCGGAGUAUGCAGAGACUUUCGUCCGGACCACUGUCCUGGCUUUGAAGUAAGCUUGGGAGGCUUCCCGUCUCAGACAUAGGCUACAGCACCUGGUCACCAGUAAACCAUCUUUAGGGCCACAGCCAGAUGGAUUCCAGUGUUUAUUUUUGUCUGCGUGACUGAGCCCAUGCUUUGUUAACUACUCUUAAAAGGAGCAAAACCAUUGCAAAUGGAAAACCUGUUCAUCCCACUGAGCUAUGUGUUUUUUUCUUGUUUUUUUUCAAUGCAUAGUCCCGGCCCGGAGAACGAGGUCAGGGCAGAGCUGAGCCUGCUAUUCAGCUCCGUGGCAGCACAAGAUGAGCUUCCAGCGGCAGAUGAGGUUGUGGCGACUUUACAAGAGGCUGCGCAAAACGGCACCUUCAACAUAUCCCUUGUCCGUGGGUCCAUCACUGUCCUUGGUAAGGAAACAUUUCGUACAAGCAUCUACGCUUUUUGCCCCAGCGGCUGUCUGUUGGGGGACAGAGCACCUACUCAUGCUAACUUUUUGUCAUCCCUCACGCAACGCCCGCAGGUUCAACACUUGGUGACUUAACCACCACUGCAGCUCCUGCACCAGCUGUGCUUCUUUCAGUGACCCUGAACCGGACAUUUACGGAAGAACUGAGGCAACCCAGCAGUGCGCUAUACAGAGAUGUCGCGGAACAACUCGAGACGGAAGUGCGUACAACUUCAAUUCUUUUCUACCGUUUGACCCUCCUCCCACGUAAUCUUGCCCUCUGCUGUGUUUUUACUUCUCGAGCCAAUAUUCCUGCCUAACCUUGGUCGUUUGUGUGUUCUCGCUCACAGUGCGACACCAUUCUGCUUGGGGAGUAUGCAGAGACUUUCGUCCGGACCACUGUCCUGGCUUUGAAGUAAGCUUGGGAGGCUUCCCGGUCUCAGACAUAGGCUACAGCACCUGGUCACCAGUAAACCAUCUUUAGGGCCACAGCCAGAUGGAUUCCAGUGUUUAUUUUUGUCUGCGUGACUGAGCCCAUGCUUUGUUAACUACUCUUAAAAGGAGCAAAACCAUUGCAAAUGGAAAACCUGUUCAUCCCACUGAGCUAUGUGUUUUUUUCUUGUUUUUUUUCAAUGCAUAGUCCCGGCCCGGAGAACGAGGUCAGGGCAGAGCUGAGCCUGCUAUUCAGCUCCGUGGCAGCACAAGAUGAGCUUCCAGCGGCAGAUGAGGUUGUGGCGACUUUACAAGAGGCUGCGCAAAACGGCACCUUCAACAUAUCCCUUGUCCGUGGGUCCAUCACUGUCCUUGGUAAGGAAACAUUUCGUACAAGCAUCUACGCUUUUUGCCCCAGCGGCUGUCUGUUGGGGGACAGAGCACCUACUCAUGCUAACUUUUUGUCAUCCCUCACGCAACGCCCGCAGGUUCAACACUUGGUGACUUAACCACCACUGCAGCUCCUGCACCAGCUGUGCUUCUAUCAGUGACCCUGAACCGGACAUUUACGGAAGAACUGAGGCAACCCAGCAGUGCGCUAUACAGAGAUGUCGCGGAACAACUCGAGACGGAAGUGCGUACAACUUCAAUUCUUUUCUACCGUUUGACCCUCCUCCCACGUAAUCUUGCCCUCUGCUGUGUUUUACUUCUCGAGCCAAUAUUCCUGCCUAACCUUGGUCGUUUGUGUGUUCUCGCUCACAGUGCGACACCAUUCUGCUUGGGGAGUAUGCAGAGACUUUCGUCCGGACCACUGUCCUGGCUUUGAAGUAAGCUUGGGAGGCUUCCCGGUCUCAGACAUAGGCUACAGCACCUGGUCACCAGGAAACCAUCUUUAGGGCCACAGCCAGAUGGAUUCCAGUGUUUAUUUUUGUCUGCGUGACUGAGCCCAUGCUUUGUUAACUACUCUUAAAAGGAGCAAAACCAUUGCAAAUGGAAAACCUGUUCAUCCCACUGAGCUAUGUGUUUUUUUCUUGUUUUUUUUCAAUGCAUAGUCCCGGCCCGGAGAACGAGGUCAGGGCAGAGUUGAGCCUGCUAUUCAGCUCCGUGGCAGCACAAGAUGAGCUUCCAGCGGCAGAUGAGGUUGUGGCGACUUUACAAGAGGCUGCGCAAAACGGCACCUUCAACAUAUCCCUUGUCCGUGGGUCCAUCACUGUCCUUGGUAAGGAAACAUUUCGUACAAGCAUCUACGCUUUUUGCCCCAGCGGCUGUCUGUUGGGGGACAGAGCACCUACUCAUGCUAACUUUUUGUCAUCCCUCACGCAACGCCCGCAGGUUCAACACUUGGUGACUUAACCACCACUGCAGCUCCUGCACCAGCUGUGCUUCUUUCAGUGACCCUGAACCGGACAUUUACGGAAGAACUGAGGCAACCCAGCAGUGCGCUAUACAGAGAUGUCGCGGAACAACUCGAGACGGAAGUGCGUACAACUUCAAUUCUUUUCUACCGUUUGACCCUCCUCCCACGUAAUCUUGCCCUCUGCUGUGUUUUUACUUCUCGAGCCAAUAUUCCUGCCUAACCUUGGUCGUUUGUGUGUUCUCGCUCACAGUGCGACACCAUUCUGCUUGCGGAGUAUGCAGAGACUUUCGUCCGGACCACUGUCCUGGCUUUGAAGUAAGCUUGGGAGGCUUCCCGUUCUCAGACAUAGGCUACAGCACCUGGUCACCAGUAAACCAUCUUUAGGGCCACAGCCAGAUGGAUUCCAGUGUUUAUUUUUGUCUGCGUGACUGAGCCCAUGCUUUGUUAACUACUCUUAAAAGGAGCAAAACCAUUGCAAAUGGAAAACCUGUUCAUCCCACUGAGCUAUGUGUUUUUUUCUUGUUUUUUUUCAAUGCAUAGUCCCGGCCCGGAGAACGAGGUCAGGGCAGAGCUGAGCCUGCUAUUCAGCUCCGUGGCAGCACAAGAUGAGCUUCCAGCGGCAGAUGAGGUUGUGGCGACUUUACAAGAGGCUGCGCAAAACGGCACCUUCAACAUAUCCCUUGUCCGUGGGUCCAUCACUGUCCUUGGUAAGGAAACAUUUCGUACAAGCAUCUACGCUUUUUGCCCCAGCGGCUGUCAGUUGGGGGACAGAGCACCUACUCAUGCUAACUUUUUGUCAUCCCUUCGUAACGCCCGCAGGUUCAACACUUGGUGACUUAACCACCACUGCAGCUCCUGCACCAGCUGUGCUUCUUUCAGUGACCCUGAACCGGACAUUUACGGAAGAACUGAGGCAACCCAGCAGUGCGCUAUACAGAGAUGUCGCGGAACAACUCGAGACGGAAGUGCGUACAACUUCAAUUCUUUUCUACCGUUUGACCCUCCUCCCACGUAAUCUUGCCCUCUGCUGUGUUUUUACUUCUCGAGCCAAUAUUCCUGCCUAACCUUGGUCGUUUGUGUGUUCUCGCUCACAGUGCGACACCAUUCUGCUUGCGGAGUAUGCAGAGACUUUCGUCCGGACCACUGUCCUGGCUUUGAAGUAAGCUUGGGAGGCUUCCCGGUCUCAGACAUAGGCUACAGCACCUGGUCACCAGGAAACCAUCUUUAGGGCCACAGCCAGAUGGAUUCCAGUGUUUAUUUUUGUCUGCGUGACUGAGCCCAUGCUUUGUUAACUACUCUUAAAAGGAGCAAAACCAUUGCAAAUGGAAAACCUGUUCAUCCCACUGAGCUAUGUGUUUUUUUCUUGUUUUUUUUCAAUGCAUAGUCCCGGCCCGGAGAACGAGGUCAGGGCAGAGCUGAGCCUGCUAUUCAGCUCCGUGGCAGCACAAGAUGAGCUUCCAGCGGCAGAUGAGGUUGUGGCGACUUUACAAGAGGCUGCGCAAAACGGCACCUUCAACAUAUCCCUUGUCCGUGGGUCCAUCACUGUCCUUGGUAAGGAAACAUUUCGUACAAGCAUCUACGCUUUUUGCCCCAGCGGCUGUCUGUUGGGGGACAGAGCACCUACUCAUGCUAACUUUUUGUCAUCCCUCACGCAACGCCCGCAGGUUCAACACUUGGUGACUUAACCACCACUGCAGCUCCUGCACCAGCUGUGCUUCUAUCAGUGACCCUGAACCGGACAUUUACGGAAGAACUGAGGCAACCCAGCAGUGCGCUAUACAGAGAUGUCGCGGAACAACUCGAGACGGAAGUGCGUACAACUUCAAUUCUUUUCUACCGUUUGACCCUCCUCCCACGUAAUCUUGCCCUCUGCUGUGUUUUACUUCUCGAGCCAAUAUUCCUGCCUAACCUUGGUCGUUUGUGUGUUCUCGCUCACAGUGCGACACCAUUCUGCUUGGGGAGUAUGCAGAGACUUUCGUCCGGACCACUGUCCUGGCUUUGAAGUAAGCUUGGGAGGCUUCCCGGUCUCAGACAUAGGCUACAGCACCUGGUCACCAGUAAACCAUCUUUAGGGCCACAGCCAGAUGGAUUCCAGUGUUUAUUUUUGUCUGCGUGACUGAGCCCAUGCUUUGUUAACUACUCUUAAAAGGAGCAAAACCAUUGCAAAUGGAAAACCUGUUCAUCCCACUGAGCUAUGUGUUUUUUUCUUGUUUUUUUUCAAUGCAUAGUCCCGGCCCGGAGAACGAGGUCAGGGCAGAGCUGAGCCUGCUAUUCAGCUCCGUGGCAGCACAAGAUGAGCUUCCAGCGGCAGAUGAGGUUGUGGCGACUUUACAAGAGGCUGCGCAAAACGGCACCUUCAACAUAUCCCUUGUCCGUGGGUCCAUCACUGUCCUUGGUAAGGAAACAUUUCGCACAAGCAUCUACGCUUUUUGCCCCAGCGGCUGUCUGUUGGGGGACAGAGCACCUACUCAUGCUAACUUUUUGUCAUCCCUCACGCAACGCCCGCAGGUUCAACACUUGGUGACUUAACCACCACUGCAGCUCCUGCACCAGCUGUGCUUCUUUCAGUGACCCUGAACCGGACAUUUACGGAAGAACUGAGGCAACCCAGCAGUGCGCUAUACAGAGAUGUCGCGGAACAACUCGAGAUGGAAGUGCGUACAACUUCAAUUCUUUUCUACCGUUUGACCCUCCUCCCACGUAAUCUUGCCCUCUGCUGUGUUUUUACUUCUCGAGCCAAUAUUCCUGCCUAACCUUGGUCGUUUGUGUGUUCUCGCUCACAGUGCGACACCAUUCUGCUUGCGGAGUAUGCAGAGACUUUCGUCCGGACCACUGUCCUGGCUUUGAAGUAAGCUUGGGAGGCUUCCCGUUCUCAGACAUAGGCUACAGCACCUGGUCACCAGUAAACCAUCUUUAGGGCCACAGCCAGAUGGAUUCCAGUGUUUAUUUUUGUCUGCGUGACUGAGCCCAUGCUUUGUUAACUACUCUUAAAAGGAGCAAAACCAUUGGAAAUGGAAAACCUGUUCAUCCCACUGAGCUAUGUGUUUUUUUCUUGUUUUUUUUCAAUGCAUAGUCCCGGCCCGGAGAACGAGGUCAGGGCAGAGCUGAGCCUGCUAUUCAGCUCCGUGGCAGCACAAGAUGAGCUUCCAGCGGCAGAUGAGGUUGUGGCGACUUUACAAGAGGCUGCGCAAAACGGCACCUUCAACAUAUCCCUUGUCCGUGGGUCCAUCACUGUCCUUGGUAAGGAAACAUUUCGUACAAGCAUCUACGCUUUUUGCCCCAGCGGCUGUCUGUUGGGGGACAGAGCACCUACUCAUGCUAACUUUUUGUCAUCCCUCACGCAACGCCCGCAGGUUCAACACUUGGUGACUUAACCACCACUGCAGCUCCUGCACCAGCUGUGCUUCUAUCAGUGACCCUGAACCGGACAUUUACGGAAGAACUGAGGCAACCCAGCAGUGCGCUAUACAGAGAUGUCGCGGAACAACUCGAGACGGAAGUGCGUACAACUUCAAUUCUUUUCUACCGUUUGACCCUCCUCCCACGUAAUCUUGCCCUCUGCUGUGUUUUUACUUCUCGAGCCAAUAUUCCUGCCUAACCUUGGUCGUUUGUGUGUUCUCGCUCACAGUGCGACACCAUUCUGCUUGGGGAGUAUGCAGAGACUUUCGUCCGGACCACUGUCCUGGCUUUGAAGUAAGCUUGGGAGGCUUCCCGGUCUCAGACAUAGGCUACAGCACCUGGUCACCAGUAAACCAUCUUUAGGGCCACAGCCAGAUGGAUUCCAGUGUUUAUUUUUGUCUGCGUGACUGAGCCCAUGCUUUGUUAACUACUCUUAAAAGGAGCAAAACCAUUGGAAAUGGAAAACCUGUUCAUCCCACUGAGCUAUGUGUUUUUUUCUUGUUUUUUUUCAAUGCAUAGUCCCGGCCCGGAGAACGAGGUCAGGGCAGAGCUGAGCCUGCUAUUCAGCUCCGUGGCAGCACAAGAUGAGCUUCCAGCGGCAGAUGAGGUUGUGGCGACUUUACAAGAGGCUGCGCAAAACGGCACCUUCAACAUAUCCCUUGUCCGUGGGUCCAUCACUGUCCUUGGUAAGGAAACAUUUCGUACAAGCAUCUACGCUUUUUGCCCCAGCGGCUGUCUGUUGGGGGACAGAGCACCUACUCAUGCUAACUUUUUGUCAUCCCUCACGCAACGCCCGCAGGUUCAACACUUGGUGACUUAACCACCACUGCAGCUCCUGCACCAGCUGUGCUUCUUUCAGUGACCCUGAACCGGACAUUUACGGAAGAACUGAGGCAACCCAGCAGUGCGCUAUACAGAGAUGUCGCGGAACAACUCGAGACGGAAGUGCGUACAACUUCAAUUCUUUUCUACCGUUUGACCCUCCUCCCACGUAAUCUUGCCCUCUGCUGUGUUUUUACUUCUCGAGCCAAUAUUCCUGCCUAACCUUGGUCGUUUGUGUGUUCUCGCUCACAGUGCGACACCAUUCUGCUUGGGGAGUAUGCAGAGACUUUCGUCCGGACCACUGUCCUGGCUUUGAAGUAAGCUUGGGAGGCUUCCCGGUCUCAGACAUAGGCUACAGCACCUGGUCACCAGUAAACCAUCUUUAGGGCCACAGCCAGAUGGAUUCCAGUGUUUAUUUUUGUCUGCGUGACUGAGCCCAUGCUUUGUUAACUACUCUUAAAAGGAGCAAAACCAUUGGAAAUGGAAAACCUGUUCAAUCCCACUGAGCUAUGUGUUUUUUUCUUGUUUUUUUUCAAUGCAUAGUCCCGGCCCGGAGAACGAGGUCAGGGCAGAGCUGAGCCUGCUAUUCAGCUCCGUGGCAGCACAAGAUGAGCUUCCAGCGGCAGAUGAGGUUGUGGCGACUUUACAAGAGGCUGCGCAAAACGGCACCUUCAACAUAUCCCUUGUCCGUGGGUCCAUCACUGUCCUUGGUAAGGAAACAUUUCGUACAAGCAUCUACACUUUUUGCCCCAGCGGCUGUCUGUUGGGGGACAGAGCACCUACUCAUGCUAACUUUUUGUCAUCCCUCACGCAACGCCCGCAGGUUCAACACUUGGUGACUUAACCACCACUGCAGCUCCUGCACCAGCUGUGCUUCUAUCAGUGACCCUGAACCGGACAUUUACGGAAGAACUGAGGCAACCCAGCAGUGCGCUAUACAGAGAUGUCGCGGAACAACUCGAGACGGAAGUGCGUACAACUUCAAUUCUUUUCUACCGUUUGACCCUCCUCCCACGUAAUCUUGCCCUCUGCUGUGUUUUUACUUCUCGAGCCAAUAUUCCUGCCUAACCUUGGUCGUUUGUGUGUUCUCGCUCACAGUGCGACACCAUUCUGCUUGGGGAGUAUGCAGAGACUUUCGUCCGGACCACUGUCCUGGCUUUGAAGUAAGCUUGGGAGGCUUCCCGGUCUCAGACAUAGGCUACAGCACCUGGUCACCAGUAAACCAUCUUUAGGGCCACAGCCAGAUGGAUUCCAGUGUUUAUUUUUGUCUGCAUGACUGAGCCCAUGCUUUGUUAACUACUCUUAAAAGGAGCAAAACCAUUGCAAAUGGAAAACCUGUUCAUCCCACUGAGCUAUGUGUUUUUUUCUUGUUUUUUUUCAAUGCAUAGUCCCGGCCCGGAGAACGAGGUCAGGGCAGAGCUGAGCCUGCUAUUCAGCUCCGUGGCAGCACAAGAUGAGCUUCCAGCGGCAGAUGAGGUUGUGGCGACUUUACAAGAGGCUGCGCAAAACGGCACCUUCAACAUAUCCCUUGUCCGUGGGUCCAUCACUGUCCUUGGUAAGGAAACAUUUCGUACAAGCAUCUACGCUUUUUGCCCCAGCGGCUGUCUGUUGGGGGACAGAGCACCUACUCAUGCUAACUUUUUGUCAUCCCUCACGCAACGCCCGCAGGUUCAACACUUGGUGACUUAACCACCACUGCAGCUCCUGCACCAGCUGUGCUUCUUUCAGUGACCCUGAACCGGACAUUUACGGAAGAACUGAGGCAACCCAGCAGUGCGCUAUACAGAGAUGUCGCGGAACAACUCGAGACGGAAGUGCGUACAGCUUCAAUACUUUUCUACCGUUUGACCCUCCUCCCACGUAAUCUUGCCCUCUGCUGUGUUUUUACUUCUCGAGCCAAUAUUCCUGCCUAACCUUGGUCGUUUGUGUGUUCUCGCUCACAGUGCGACACCAUUCUGCUUGGGGAGUAUGCAGAGACUUUCGUCCGGACCACUGUCCUGGCUUUGAAGUAAGCUUGGGAGGCUUCCCGGUCUCAGACAUAGGCUACAGCACCUGGUCACCAGGAAACCAUCUUUAGGGCCACAGCCAGAUGGAUUCCAGUGUUUAUUUUUGUCUGCGUGACUGAGCCCAUGCUUUGUUAACUACUCUUAAAAGGAGCAAAACCAUUGGAAAUGGAAAACCUGUUCAUCCCACUGAGCUAUGUGUUUUUUUCUUGUUUUUUUUCAAUGCAUAGUCCCGGCCCGGAGAACGAGGUCAGGGCAGAGCUGAGCCUGCUAUUCAGCUCCGUGGCAGCACAAGAUGAGCUUCCAGCGGCAGAUGAGGUUGUGGCGACUUUACAAGAGGCUGCGCAAAACGGCACCUUCAACAUAUCCCUUGUCCGUGGGUCCAUCACUGUCCUUGGUAAGGAAACAUUUCGUACAAGCAUCUACGCUUUUUGCCCCAGCGGCUGUCUGUUGGGGGACAGAGCACCUACUCAUGCUAACUUUUUGUCAUCCCUCACGCAACGCCCGCAGGUUCAACACUUGGUGACUUAACCACCACUGCAGCUCCUGCACCAGCUGUGCUUCUAUCAGUGACCCUGAACCGGACAUUUACGGAAGAACUGAGGCAACCCAGCAGUGCGCUAUACAGAGAUGUCGCGGAACAACUCGAGACGGAAGUGCGUACAGCUUCAAUACUUUUCUACCGUUUGACCCUCCUCCCACGUAAUCUUGCCCUCUGCUGUGUUUUUACUUCUCGAGCCAAUAUUCCUGCCUAACCUUGGUCGUUUGUGUGUUCUCGCUCACAGUGCGACACCAUUCUGCUUGCGGAGUAUGCAGAGACUUUCGUCCGGACCACUGUCCUGGCUUUGAAGUAAGCUUGGGAGGCUUCCCGGUCUCAGACAUAGGCUACAGCACCUGGUCACCAGUAAACCAUCUUUAGGGCCACAGCCAGAUGGAUUCCAGUGUUUAUUUUUGUCUGCGUGACUGAGCCCAUGCUUUGUUAACUACUCUUAAAAGGAGCAAAACCAUUGCAAAUGGAAAACCUGUUCAUCCCACUGAGCUAUGUGUUUUUUUCUUGUUUUUUUUCAAUGCAUAGUCCCGGCCCGGAGAACGAGGUCAGGGCAGAGCUGAGCCUGCUAUUCAGCUCCGUGGCAGCACAAGAUGAGCUUCCAGCGGCAGAUGAGGUUGUGGCGACUUUACAAGAGGCUGCGCAAAACGGCACCUUCAACAUAUCCCUUGUCCGUGGGUCCAUCACUGUCCUUGGUAAGGAAACAUUUCGUACAAGCAUCUACGCUUUUUGCCCCAGCGGCUGUCUGUUGGGGGACAGAGCACCUACUCAUGCUAACUUUUUGUCAUCCCUCACGCAACGCCCGCAGGUUCAACACUUGGUGACUUAACCACCACUGCAGCUCCUGCACCAGCUGUGCUUCUAUCAGUGACCCUGAACCGGACAUUUACGGAAGAACUGAGGCAACCCAGCAGUGCGCUAUACAGAGAUGUCGCGGAACAACUCGAGACGGAAGUGCGUACAACUUCAAUUCUUUUCUACCGUUUGACCCUCCUCCCACGUAAUCUUGCCCUCUGCUGUGUUUUUACUUCUCGAGCCAAUAUUCCUGCCUAACCUUGGUCGUUUGUGUGUUCUCGCUCACAGUGCGACACCAUUCUGCUUGGGGAGUAUGCAGAGACUUUCGUCCGGACCACUGUCCUGGCUUUGAAGUAAGCUUGGGAGGCUUCCCGGUCUCAGACAUAGGCUACAGCACCUGGUCACCAGUAAACCAUCUUUAGGGCCACAGCCAGAUGGAUUCCAGUGUUUAUUUUUGUCUGCGUGACUGAGCCCAUGCUUUGUUAACUACUCUUAAAAGGAGCAAAACCAUUGCAAAUGGAAAACCUGUUCAUCCCACUGAGCUAUGUGUUUUUUUCUUGUUUUUUUUCAAUGCAUAGUCCCGGCCCGGAGAACGAGGUCAGGGCAGAGCUGAGCCUGCUAUUCAGCUCCGUGGCAGCACAAGAUGAGCUUCCAGCGGCAGAUGAGGUUGUGGCGACUUUACAAGAGGCUGCGCAAAACGGCACCUUCAACAUAUCCCUUGUCCGUGGGUCCAUCACUGUCCUUGGUAAGGAAACAUUUCGUACAAGCAUCUACGCUUUUUGCCCCAGCGGCUGUCUGUUGGGGGACAGAGCACCUACUCAUGCUAACUUUUUGUCAUCCCUCACGCAACGCCCGCAGGUUCAACACUUGGUGACUUAACCACCACUGCAGCUCCUGCACCAGCUGUGCUUCUUUCAGUGACCCUGAACCGGACAUUUACGGAAGAACUGAGGCAACCCAGCAGUGCGCUAUACAGAGAUGUCGCGGAACAACUCGAGACGGAAGUGCGUACAGCUUCAAUACUUUUCUACCGUUUGACCCUCCUCCCACGUAAUCUUGCCCUCUGCUGUGUUUUUACUUCUCGAGCCAAUAUUCCUGCCUAACCUUGGUCGUUUGUGUGUUCUCGCUCACAGUGCGACACCAUUCUGCUUGGGGAGUAUGCAGAGACUUUCGUCCGGACCACUGUCCUGGCUUUGAAGUAAGCUUGGGAGGCUUCCCGGUCUCAGACAUAGGCUACAGCACCUGGUCACCAGGAAACCAUCUUUAGGGCCACAGCCAGAUGGAUUCCAGUGUUUAUUUUUGUCUGCGUGACUGAGCCCAUGCUUUGUUAACUACUCUUAAAAGGAGCAAAACCAUUGGAAAUGGAAAACCUGUUCAUCCCACUGAGCUAUGUGUUUUUUUCUUGUUUUUUUUCAAUGCAUAGUCCCGGCCCGGAGAACGAGGUCAGGGCAGAGCUGAGCCUGCUAUUCAGCUCCGUGGCAGCACAAGAUGAGCUUCCAGCGGCAGAUGAGGUUGUGGCGACUUUACAAGAGGCUGCGCAAAACGGCACCUUCAACAUAUCCCUUGUCCGUGGGUCCAUCACUGUCCUUGGUAAGGAAACAUUUCGUACAAGCAUCUACGCUUUUUGCCCCAGCGGCUGUCUGUUGGGGGACAGAGCACCUACUCAUGCUAACUUUUUGUCAUCCCUCACGCAACGCCCGCAGGUUCAACACUUGGUGACUUAACCACCACUGCAGCUCCUGCACCAGCUGUGCUUCUAUCAGUGACCCUGAACCGGACAUUUACGGAAGAACUGAGGCAACCCAGCAGUGCGCUAUACAGAGAUGUCGCGGAACAACUCGAGACGGAAGUGCGUACAACUUCAAUUCUUUUCUACCGUUUGACCCUCCUCCCACGUAAUCUUGCCCUCUGCUGUGUUUUACUUCUCGAGCCAAUAUUCCUGCCUAACCUUGGUCGUUUGUGUGUUCUCGCUCACAGUGCGACACCAUUCUGCUUGGGGAGUAUGCAGAGACUUUCGUCCGGACCACUGUCCUGGCUUUGAAGUAAGCUUGGGAGGCUUCCCGGUCUCAGACAUAGGCUACAGCACCUGGUCACCAGUAAACCAUCUUUAGGGCCACAGCCAGAUGGAUUCCAGUGUUUAUUUUUGUCUGCGUGACUGAGCCCAUGCUUUGUUAACUACUCUUAAAAGGAGCAAAACCAUUGCAAAUGGAAAACCUGUUCAUCCCACUGAGCUAUGUGUUUUUUUCUUGUUUUUUUUCAAUGCAUAGUCCCGGCCCGGAGAACGAGGUCAGGGCAGAGCUGAGCCUGCUAUUCAGCUCCGUGGCAGCACAAGAUGAGCUUCCAGCGGCAGAUGAGGUUGUGGCGACUUUACAAGAGGCUGCGCAAAACGGCACCUUCAACAUAUCCCUUGUCCGUGGGUCCAUCACUGUCCUUGGUAAGGAAACAUUUCGUACAAGCAUCUACGCUUUUUGCCCCAGCGGCUGUCUGUUGGGGGACAGAGCACCUACUCAUGCUAACUUUUUGUCAUCCCUCACGCAACGCCCGCAGGUUCAACACUUGGUGACUUAACCACCACUGCAGCUCCUGCACCAGCUGUGCUUCUAUCAGUGACCCUGAACCGGACAUUUACGGAAGAACUGAGGCAACCCAGCAGUGCGCUAUACAGAGAUGUCGCGGAACAACUCGAGACGGAAGUGCGUACAACUUCAAUUCUUUUCUACCGUUUGACCCUCCUCCCACGUAAUCUUGCCCUCUGCUGUGUUUUACUUCUCGAGCCAAUAUUCCUGCCUAACCUUGGUCGUUUGUGUGUUCUCGCUCACAGUGCGACACCAUUCUGCUUGGGGAGUAUGCAGAGACUUUCGUCCGGACCACUGUCCUGGCUUUGAAGUAAGCUUGGGAGGCUUCCCGGUCUCAGACAUAGGCUACAGCACCUGGUCACCAGUAAACCAUCUUUAGGGCCACAGCCAGAUGGAUUCCAGUGUUUAUUUUUGUCUGCGUGACUGAGCCCAUGCUUUGUUAACUACUCUUAAAAGGAGCAAAACCAUUGCAAAUGGAAAACCUGUUCAUCCCACUGAGCUAUGUGUUUUUUUCUUGUUUUUUUUCAAUGCAUAGUCCCGGCCCGGAGAACGAGGUCAGGGCAGAGCUGAGCCUGCUAUUCAGCUCCGUGGCAGCACAAGAUGAGCUUCCAGCGGCAGAUGAGGUUGUGGCGACUUUACAAGAGGCUGCGCAAAACGGCACCUUCAACAUAUCCCUUGUCCGUGGGUCCAUCACUGUCCUUGGUAAGGAAACAUUUCGUACAAGCAUCUACGCUUUUUGCCCCAGCGGCUGUCUGUUGGGGGACAGAGCACCUACUCAUGCUAACUUUUUGUCAUCCCUCACGCAACGCCCGCAGGUUCAACACUUGGUGACUUAACCACCACUGCAGCUCCUGCACCAGCUGUGCUUCUUUCAGUGACCCUGAACCGGACAUUUACGGAAGAACUGAGGCAACCCAGCAGUGCGCUAUACAGAGAUGUCGCGGAACAACUCGAGACGGAAGUGCGUACAACUUCAAUUCUUUUCUACCGUUUGACCCUCCUCCCACGUAAUCUUGCCCUCUGCUGUGUUUUACUUCUCGAGCCAAUAUUCCUGCCUAACCUUGGUCGUUUGUGUGUUCUCGCUCACAGUGCGACACCAUUCUGCUUGCGGAGUAUGCAGAGACUUUCGUCCGGACCACUGUCCUGGCUUUGAAGUAAGCUUGGGAGGCUUCCCGGUCUCAGACAUAGGCUACAGCACCUGGUCACCAGUAAACCAUCUUUAGGGCCACAGCCAGAUGGAUUCCAGUGUUUAUUUUUGUCUGCGUGACUGAGCCCAUGCUUUGUUAACUACUCUUAAAAGGAGCAAAACCAUUGCAAAUGGAAAACCUGUUCAUCCCACUGAGCUUUGUGUUUUUUUCUUGUUUUUUUUCAAUGCAUAGUCCCGGCCCGGAGAACGAGGUCAGGGCAGAGCUGAGCCUGCUAUUCAGCUCCGUGGCAGCACAAGAUGAGCUUCCAGCGGCAGAUGAGGUUGUGGCGACUUUACAAGAGGCUGCGCAAAACGGCACCUUCAACAUAUCCCUUGUCCGUGGGUCCAUCACUGUCCUUGGUAAGGAAACAUUUCGUACAAGCAUCUACGCUUUUUGCCCCAGCGGCUGUCUGUUGGGGGACAGAGCACCUACUCAUGCUAACUUUUUGUCAUCCCUCACGCAACGCCCGCAGGUUCAACACUUGGUGACUUAACCACCACUGCAGCUCCUGCACCAGCUGUGCUUCUUUCAGUGACCCUGAACCGGACAUUUACGGAAGAACUGAGGCAACCCAGCAGUGCGCUAUACAGAGAUGUCGCGGAACAACUCGAGACGGAAGUGCGUACAACUUCAAUUCUUUUCUACCGUUUGACCCUCCUCCCACGUAAUCUUGCCCUCUGCUGUGUUUUUACUUCUCGAGCCAAUAUUCCUGCCUAACCUUGGUCGUUUGUGUGUUCUCGCUCACAGUGCGACACCAUUCUGCUUGCGGAGUAUGCAGAGACUUUCGUCCGGACCACUGUCCUGGCUUUGAAGUAAGCUUGGGAGGCUUCCCGUUCUCAGACAUAGGCUACAGCACCUGGUCACCAGUAAACCAUCUUUAGGGCCACAGCCAGAUGGAUUCCAGUGUUUAUUUUUGUCUGCGUGACUGAGCCCAUGCUUUGUUAACUACUCUUAAAAGGAGCAAAACCAUUGCAAAUGGAAAACCUGUUCAUCCCACUGAGCUAUGUGUUUUUUUCUUGUUUUUUUUCAAUGCAUAGUCCCGGCCCGGAGAACGAGGUCAGGGCAGAGCUGAGCCUGCUAUUCAGCUCCGUGGCAGCACAAGAUGAGCUUCCAGCGGCAGAUGAGGUUGUGGCGACUUUACAAGAGGCUGCGCAAAACGGCACCUUCAACAUAUCCCUUGUCCGUGGGUCCAUCACUGUCCUUGGUAAGGAAACAUUUCGUACAAGCAUCUACGCUUUUUGCCCCAGCGGCUGUCAGUUGGGGGACAGAGCACCUACUCAUGCUAACUUUUUGUCAUCCCUCACGCAACGCCCGCAGGUUCAACACUUGGUGACUUAACCACCACUGCAGCUCCUGCACCAGCUGUGCUUCUUUCAGUGACCCUGAACCGGACAUUUACGGAAGAACUGAGGCAACCCAGCAGUGCGCUAUACAGAGAUGUCGCGGAACAACUCGAGACGGAAGUGCGUACAGCUUCAAUACUUUUCUACCGUUUGACCCUCCUCCCACGUAAUCUUGCCCUCUGCUGUGUUUUUACUUCUCGAGCCAAUAUUCCUGCCUAACCUUGGUCGUUUGUGUGUUCUCGCUCACAGUGCGACACCAUUCUGCUUGGGGAGUAUGCAGAGACUUUCGUCCGGACCACUGUCCUGGCUUUGAAGUAAGCUUGGGAGGCUUCCCGGUCUCAGACAUAGGCUACAGCACCUGGUCACCAGGAAACCAUCUUUAGGGCCACAGCCAGAUGGAUUCCAGUGUUUAUUUUUGUCUGCGUGACUGAGCCCAUGCUUUGUUAACUACUCUUAAAAGGAGCAAAACCAUUGGAAAUGGAAAACCUGUUCAUCCCACUGAGCUAUGUGUUUUUUUCUUGUUUUUUUUCAAUGCAUAGUCCCGGCCCGGAGAACGAGGUCAGGGCAGAGCUGAGCCUGCUAUUCAGCUCCGUGGCAGCACAAGAUGAGCUUCCAGCGGCAGAUGAGGUUGUGGCGACUUUACAAGAGGCUGCGCAAAACGGCACCUUCAACAUAUCCCUUGUCCGUGGGUCCAUCACUGUCCUUGGUAAGGAAACAUUUCGUACAAGCAUCUACGCUUUUUGCCCCAGCGGCUGUCAGUUGGGGGACAGAGCACCUACUCAUGCUAACUUUUUGUCAUCCCUCACGCAACGCCCGCAGGUUCAACACUUGGUGACUUAACCACCACUGCAGCUCCUGCACCAGCUGUGCUUCUUUCAGUGACCCUGAACCGGACAUUUACGGAAGAACUGAGGCAACCCAGCAGUGCGCUAUACAGAGAUGUCGCGGAACAACUCGAGACGGAAGUGCGUACAGCUUCAAUACUUUUCUACCGUUUGACCCUCCUCCCACGUAAUCUUGCCCUCUGCUGUGUUUUUACUUCUCGAGCCAAUAUUCCUGCCUAACCUUGGUCGUUUGUGUGUUCUCGCUCACAGUGCGACACCAUUCUGCUUGGGGAGUAUGCAGAGACUUUCGUCCGGACCACUGUCCUGGCUUUGAAGUAAGCUUGGGAGGCUUCCCGGUCUCAGACAUAGGCUACAGCACCUGGUCACCAGGAAACCAUCUUUAGGGCCACAGCCAGAUGGAUUCCAGUGUUUAUUUUUGUCUGCGUGACUGAGCCCAUGCUUUGUUAACUACUCUUAAAAGGAGCAAAACCAUUGGAAAUGGAAAACCUGUUCAUCCCACUGAGCUAUGUGUUUUUUUCUUGUUUUUUUUCAAUGCAUAGUCCCGGCCCGGAGAACGAGGUCAGGGCAGAGCUGAGCCUGCUAUUCAGCUCCGUGGCAGCACAAGAUGAGCUUCCAGCGGCAGAUGAGGUUGUGGCGACUUUACAAGAGGCUGCGCAAAACGGCACCUUCAACAUAUCCCUUGUCCGUGGGUCCAUCACUGUCCUUGGUAAGGAAACAUUUCGUACAAGCAUCUACGCUUUUUGCCCCAGCGGCUGUCUGUUGGGGGACAGAGCACCUACUCAUGCUAACUUUUUGUCAUCCCUCACGCAACGCCCGCAGGUUCAACACUUGGUGACUUAACCACCACUGCAGCUCCUGCACCAGCUGUGCUUCUUUCAGUGACCCUGAACCGGACAUUUACGGAAGAACUGAGGCAACCCAGCAGUGCGCUAUACAGAGAUGUCGCGGAACAACUCGAGACGGAAGUGCGUACAGCUUCAAUACUUUUCUACCGUUUGACCCUCCUCCCACGUAAUCUUGCCCUCUGCUGUGUUUUUACUUCUCGAGCCAAUAUUCCUGCCUAACCUUGGUCGUUUGUGUGUUCUCGCUCACAGUGCGACACCAUUCUGCUUGGGGAGUAUGCAGAGACUUUCGUCCGGACCACUGUCCUGGCUUUGAAGUAAGCUUGGGAGGCUUCCCGGUCUCAGACAUAGGCUACAGCACCUGGUCACCAGGAAACCAUCUUUAGGGCCACAGCCAGAUGGAUUCCAGUGUUUAUUUUUGUCUGCGUGACUGAGCCCAUGCUUUGUUAACUACUCUUAAAAGGAGCAAAACCAUUGGAAAUGGAAAACCUGUUCAUCCCACUGAGCUAUGUGUUUUUUUCUUGUUUUUUUUCAAUGCAUAGUCCCGGCCCGGAGAACGAGGUCAGGGCAGAGCUGAGCCUGCUAUUCAGCUCCGUGGCAGCACAAGAUGAGCUUCCAGCGGCAGAUGAGGUUGUGGCGACUUUACAAGAGGCUGCGCAAAACGGCACCUUCAACAUAUCCCUUGUCCGUGGGUCCAUCACUGUCCUUGGUAAGGAAACAUUUCGUACAAGCAUCUACGCUUUUUGCCCCAGCGGCUGUCUGUUGGGGGACAGAGCACCUACUCAUGCUAACUUUUUGUCAUCCCUCACGCAACGCCCGCAGGUUCAACACUUGGUGACUUAACCACCACUGCAGCUCCUGCACCAGCUGUGCUUCUAUCAGUGACCCUGAACCGGACAUUUACGGAAGAACUGAGGCAACCCAGCAGUGCGCUAUACAGAGAUGUCGCGGAACAACUCGAGACGGAAGUGCGUACAACUUCAAUUCUUUUCUACCGUUUGACCCUCCUCCCACGUAAUCUUGCCCUCUGCUGUGUUUUACUUCUCGAGCCAAUAUUCCUGCCUAACCUUGGUCGUUUGUGUGUUCUCGCUCACAGUGCGACACCAUUCUGCUUGCGGAGUAUGCAGAGACUUUCGUCCGGACCACUGUCCUGGCUUUGAAGUAAGCUUGGGAGGCUUCCCGGUCUCAGACAUAGGCUACAGCACCUGGUCACCAGUAAACCAUCUUUAGGGCCACAGCCAGAUGGAUUCCAGUGUUUAUUUUUGUCUGCGUGACUGAGCCCAUGCUUUGUUAACUACUCUUAAAAGGAGCAAAACCAUUGCAAAUGGAAAACCUGUUCAUCCCACUGAGCUUUGUGUUUUUUUCUUGUUUUUUUUCAAUGCAUAGUCCCGGCCCGGAGAACGAGGUCAGGGCAGAGCUGAGCCUGCUAUUCAGCUCCGUGGCAGCACAAGAUGAGCUUCCAGCGGCAGAUGAGGUUGUGGCGACUUUACAAGAGGCUGCGCAAAACGGCACCUUCAACAUAUCCCUUGUCCGUGGGUCCAUCACUGUCCUUGGUAAGGAAACAUUUCGUACAAGCAUCUACGCUUUUUGCCCCAGCGGCUGUCUGUUGGGGGACAGAGCACCUACUCAUGCUAACUUUUUGUCAUCCCUCACGCAACGCCCGCAGGUUCAACACUUGGUGACUUAACCACCACUGCAGCUCCUGCACCAGCUGUGCUUCUUUCAGUGACCCUGAACCGGACAUUUACGGAAGAACUGAGGCAACCCAGCAGUGCGCUAUACAGAGAUGUCGCGGAACAACUCGAGACGGAAGUGCGUACAACUUCAAUUCUUUUCUACCGUUUGACCCUCCUCCCACGUAAUCUUGCCCUCUGCUGUGUUUUUACUUCUCGAGCCAAUAUUCCUGCCUAACCUUGGUCGUUUGUGUGUUCUCGCUCACAGUGCGACACCAUUCUGCUUGCGGAGUAUGCAGAGACUUUUGUCAGGACCACUGUCCUGGCUUUGAAGUAAGCUUGGGAGGCUUCCCGGUCUCAGACAUAGGCUACAGCACCUGGUCACCAGGAAACCAUCUUUAGGGCCACAGCCAGAUGGAUUCCAGUGUUUAUUUUUGUCUGCGUGACUGAGCCCAUGCUUUGUUAACUACUCUUAAAAGGAGCAAAACCAUUGCAAAUGGAAAACCUGUUCAUCCCACUGAGCUAUGUGUUUUUUUCUUGUUUUUUUUCAAUGCAUAGUCCCGGCCCGGAGAACGAGGUCAGGGCAGAGCUGAGCCUGCUAUUCAGCUCCGUGGCAGCACAAGAUGAGCUUCCAGCGGCAGAUGAGGUUGUGGCGACUUUACAAGAGGCUGCGCAAAAUGGCACCUUCAACAUAUCCCUUGUCCGUGGGUCCAUCACUGUCCUUGGUAAGGAAACAUUUCGUACAAGCAUCUACGCUUUUUGCCCCAGCGGCUGUCUGUUGGGGGACAGAGCACCUACUCAUGCUAACUUUUUGUCAUCCCUCACGCAACGCCCGCAGGUUCAACACUUGGUGACUUAACCACCACUGCAGCUCCUGCACCAGCUGUGCUUCUAUCAGUGACCCUGAACCGGACAUUUACGGAAGAACUGAGGCAACCCAGCAGUGCGCUAUACAGAGAUGUCGCGGAACAACUCGAGACGGAAGUGCGUACAACUUCAAUUCUUUUCUACCGUUUGACCCUCCUCCCACGUAAUCUUGCCCUCUGCUGUGUUUUACUUCUCGAGCCAAUAUUCCUGCCUAACCUUGGUCGUUUGUGUGUUCUCGCUCACAGUGCGACACCAUUCUGCUUGGGGAGUAUGCAGAGACUUUCGUCCGGACCACUGUCCUGGCUUUGAAGUAAGCUUGGGAGGCUUCCCGGUCUCAGACAUAGGCUACAGCACCUGGUCACCAGUAAACCAUCUUUAGGGCCACAGCCAGAUGGAUUCCAGUGUUUAUUUUUGUCUGCGUGACUGAGCCCAUGCUUUGUUAACUACUCUUAAAAGGAGCAAAACCAUUGCAAAUGGAAAACCUGUUCAUCCCACUGAGCUAUGUGUUUUUUUCUUGUUUUUUUUCAAUGCAUAGUCCCGGCCCGGAGAACGAGGUCAGGGCAGAGCUGAGCCUGCUAUUCAGCUCCGUGGCAGCACAAGAUGAGCUUCCAGCGGCAGAUGAGGUUGUGGCGACUUUACAAGAGGCUGCGCAAAACGGCACCUUCAACAUAUCCCUUGUCCGUGGGUCCAUCACUGUCCUUGGUAAGGAAACAUUUCGUACAAGCAUCUACGCUUUUUGCCCCAGCGGCUGUCUGUUGGAGGACAGAGCACCUACUCAUGCUAACUUUUUGUCAUCCCUCACGCAACGCCCGCAGGUUCAACACUUGGUGACUUAACCACCACUGGACCUAUGUCAACAACCUCAACCCAGACAUCAUCACCAGAUGGUGAUUCAACAAUUAGUUUCUCCCCUCAAACCACUGGUGCGUUGGUAUAUUUUGUUAUUCACAUUUUUGUAGUCUUUUUUUGGUUGCUUAUUUCCUUUUUUCUAUUCUUCUAAUUUUUCAGCUUUUGUUUUUCACUAUUUUUUUUAACAUAACAUUGAUCAGGUUUAACUUCGAGCAAAGAUUAUAAGGGACUCGUCUUUUGGCCUUAAAGCUUUGUACAUGAUCCCAUACUUUACAUUUUUAACUUUAAGUCGCACUUUAAUUGUGAAUGUUUGGUUGCUUUUCCUCUUUUUGGACAAAACACUGUCUGUGGAGUCUGUUAUUUUUUUUAAAAGCAAUGACAUAAUAGCCCACAAUAUGAAACAGGUCUUUGCAGAAGGCUAAUUGCAAUUUUGCAAAUAACCAACAACAAAUAUUGUUUUGCUAGCAAUAGGAGGGUCAAACACUGGUGAUUCUUCAACUGAUGGAUCAACCCCUGCACUAACAACCAGCCCUGGUGGAUCAGGUGGUGCAACUACAACAAAAGAAAUGGUUUCUUCUGGUGCAUUUACAAACAUCAAUGGAUUGUCUACAUCUCAUGGGCCAACAACAACAGGAGGCUCUUUACCUGAUAUAUCAACACCUGCACUAACAACCAGGCCUGAUGGAUCAGGUGGUGCAACUACAACAAAAGAAAUGGUUUCGUCUGGUGCAUUUACAAACAUCAAUGGAUUGUCUACAUCUAAUGGGCCAACAACAACAACAACAACAGGAGGCUCUUUACCUGAUGGAUCAACACCUGCACUAACAACCAGCCCUGGUGGAUCAGGUGGUGAAGCUACCACUCCAUCAGCACCAGCUUUUUUUCUUUCAGUAAAUGUGGAACAACCUUUUGUGGCAGAAUUAAAUAAUCCAAACAGUGCACAAUACAAAGCACUUGAAGCUCAAAUUGUAGACCUGGUUAGUACCACUGUUAAGCUCAUCUUUUUUACAUGCUUAAAUGAAAAUCUUUCUGACAUAUUUUGCUCAUGGUCUUGUUCCUUUUAAGUAAUUUUUCAUAUUUUUUCUCCUUUUAUAGCUCAAUUUCAUCUUCAGUCAAAAGUUUGGUUCUCUUUUCAGUCAUGCAAUUGUUUUAGGAUUCAGGUAAGAGUCUAUCUCUGAAAGCAUUCAUCAGAAUACAAUUUUACAUAACUUUUGAGUGUAUUUCUAGUUUUGUUUCUAAUUUUAAGACUGCUUUGGAUACCGAAAAUUCAACAACAACAACAACAACAACAUGAAACCCCAAAUAACUGAUAACUUUUUUUUCUGUGUAGUCCUGCUGUUGUAACCACUCGAGUGAGUCAGACUCAAGCGGAUUUCAAACUUGAGUUCAACAACCCAGCUCCACAAGAUCAAAUCCCAGAGGAAGAAACUGUUGAACAAACCUUAAUGACUGCUCUGAACAACUCCAACAAUACCUUCAAUGUCACUGUUGAUCCAAACAGCAUUGUAUUUAUAAGUAAGUUAAAGCAAAUAUUACCUAUGUCAUCUUUUAGACUGUAUGCUGUUCAUCUGUGGCUAUGUAAAUGUGUGAUAGAGCACAGAAAAAUAGAUAAAUUGACAUUUUUUUUAGCAACUAAGUAAGCUCAAGAGCUUCAGGAAACUUAAAAAAUUGGCAUUGUUUUUUAUGAUCCAUUAAAUUUUAAACUGCUACAAUUUUUUUUUAAGCACACAAAAAGAAAAAUACAAGAGAACAUAAUCACUACACAACAACAGUGGAACAUCUGAAUGUUCUUUGACAAAGUUUAUGUUAAACUGUCAUUUGCUGACCAUUUGUCAUCCCUGACACAAUGCCUACAGACUCAACACUUGGUGGCUCAACCACGAGUAGGCCAAAAACAACAACACUGACAACUUCUCCUUCAACACAAUCUGAUGGUGUAACAAGUGAGACAUUGAAGCCAGCUGGUAGUUCAACAAUAAGUCCUACACGACAAACAUCUAGUGAGUUGGGUUUUGUGUAAUUCAUGUCUUUUUUUUUCUUCUUUUUUUUUCAAGUUGGUUUAACCUUUUUUUUAAAAAAACAUAUAUUUCAACAAUCACAUAUUUACUUUUUUAACGUAAACAUUGACUAGGUCAUGUCAUUUGGGCAAAGGUGGUGUGAGACCUGACUGUUGGCCUAAAAGCUUUGUACAUGAUCCCAUAGUUAACUUUAAGUAUCACUUUAAUUGUAAAUGCUAGGUUGUUUUUUUCCUCUUUUUGGACAUAACACUGUCAAUGGAGUCUGAUUUUUAAAAAAGCAAACACAUAAUAGCCCACAAUGUGAAACAGGUCUUCAAAGGUCUUUGCAGAAGGCUAAUUGCAAUGUUGCAAAUAACCAACAACAAAUAUUGUUUUACCAGCAAUAGGAGGGUCAAACACUGGUGGUUCUUCUACUGAUGGAUCAACACCCAAAUUAACAACCAGCCCUGGUGGAUCAGGUGGUGCAACUACAACAAAACAAAUGGUUUCUUCUGGUGCAUUUACAAACAUCAAUGGAUUGUCUACAUCUCAUGGGCCAACAACAACAACAGGAGGCUCUUUACCUGAUGGAUCAACACCUGCACUAACAACCAGCCCUGGUGGAUCAGGUGGUGCAACUACAACAAAAGAAAUGGUUUCGUCUGGUGCAUUUACAAACAUCAAUGGAUUGUCUACAUCUCAUGGGCCAACAACAACAACAACAACAGGAGGCUCUUUACCUGAUGGAUCAACACCUGCACUAACAACCAGCCCUGGUGGAUCAGGUGGUGAAGCUACCACUCCAUCAGCACCAGCUUUUUUUCUUUCAGUAAAUGUGGAACAACCUUUUGUGGCAGAAUUAAAUAAUCCAAACAGUGCACAAUACAAAGCACUUGAAGCUCAAAUUGUAGACCUGGUUAGUACCACUGUUAAGCUCAUCUUUUUUACAUGCUUAAAUGAAAAUCUUUCUGACAUAUUUUGCUCAUGGUCUUGUUCCUUUUAAGUAAUUUUUCAUAUUUUUUCUCCUUUUAUAGCUCAAUUUCAUCUUCAGUCAAAAGUUUGGUUCUCUUUUCAGUCAUGCAAUUGUUUUAGGAUUCAGGUAAGAGUCUAUCUCUGAAAGCAUUCAUCAGAAUACAAUUUUACAUAACUUUUGAGUGUAUUUCUAGUUUUGUUUCUAAUUUUAAGACUGCUUUGGAUACCGAAAAUUCAACAACAACAACAACAACAACAUGAAACCCCAAAUAACUGAUAACUUUUUUUUCUGUGUAGUCCUGCUGUUGUAACCACUCGAGUGAGUCAGACUCAAGCGGAUUUCAAACUUGAGUUCAACAACCCAGCUCCACAAGAUCAAAUCCCAGAGGAAGAAACUGUUGAACAAACCUUAAUGACUGCUCUGAACAACUCCAACAAUACCUUCAAUGUCACUGUUGAUCCAAACAGCAUUGUAUUUAUAAGUAAGUUAAAGCAAAUAUUACCUAUGUCAUCUUUUAGACUGUAUGCUGUUCAUCUGUGGCUAUGUAAAUGUGUGAUAGAGCACAGAAAAAUAGAUAAAUUGACAUUUUUUUUAGCAACUAAGUAAGCUCAAGAGCUUCAGGAAACUUAAAAAAUUGGCAUUGUUUUUUAUGAUCCAUUAAAUUUUAAACUGCUACAAUUUUUUUUAAGCACACAAAAAGAAAAAUACAAGAGAACAUAAUCACUACACAACAACAGUGGAACAUCUGAAUGUUCUUUGACAAAGUUUAUGUUAAACUGUCAUUUGCUGACCAUUUGUCAUCCCUGACACAAUGCCUACAGACUCAACACUUGGUGGCUCAACCACGAGUAGGCCAAAAACAACAACACUGACAACUUCUCCUUCAACACAAUCUGAUGGUGUAACAAGUGAGACAUUGAAGCCAGCUGGUAGUUCAACAAUAAGUCCUACACGACAAACAUCUAGUGAGUUGGGUUUUGUGUAAUUCAUGUCUUUUUUUUUCUUCUUUUUUUUUCAAGUUGGUUUAACCUUUUUUUAAAAAAAACAUAUAUUUCAACAAUCACAUAUUUACUUUUUUAACGUAAACAUUGACUAGGUCAUGUCAUUUGGGCAAAGGUGGUGUGAGACCUGACUGUUGGCCUAAAAGCUUUGUACAUGAUCCCAUAGUUAACUUUAAGUAUCACUUUAAUUGUAAAUGCUAGGUUGUUUUUUUCCUCUUUUUGGACAUAACACUGUCAAUGGAGUCUGAUUUUUAAAAAAGCAAACACAUAAUAGCCCACAAUGUGAAACAGGUCUUCAAAGGUCUUUGCAGAAGGCUAAUUGCAAUGUUGCAAAUAACCAACAACAAAUAUUGUUUUACCAGCAAUAGGAGGGUCAAACACUGGUGGUUCUUCUACUGAUGGAUCAACACCCAAAUUAACAACCAGCCCUGGUGGAUCAGGUGGUGCAACUACAACAAAACAAAUGGUUUCUUCUGGUGCAUUUACAAACAUCAAUGGAUUGUCUACAUCUCAUGGGCCAACAACAACAACAGGAGGCUCUUUACCUGAUGGAUCAACACCUGCACUAACAACCAGCCCUGGUGGAUCAGGUGGUGAAGCUACCACUCCAUCCCGACCAGCUGUUAUUCUUGCAGUAAAUGUGGAACAACCUUUUGUGGCAGAAUUAAAUAAUCCAAACAGUGCACAAUACAAAGCACUUGAAGCUCAAGUUUUAGAACUGGUGAGUACCACUGUUAAGUUUAUCUUUUCAUAUGCUUAACAGAAAAACGUUCAGUUUUCAUCUGUCAUAUUUUGCUCAUGGUCUUGUUCCAUUUGAGUAAUUCUUCCUAAUUUUUCUCUUUUUAUAGUUUGUUUUUAUUUUCAAACAAAAAUUUGGUCCUCUUUUCUUUGGUGCAGUUGUUUUAGGAUUCAGGUAAGAGUCUUAUUUUGAAAACCUUUGUCAGAAUACUUUUUCAUUUUACAAAGCUAACAAACAAACAAACAAAAAAAGCAUUUCAUAAACCCAAAAUCAUAUGGUUUUUAAAAAUUCUAUUUAGUCCUGCUGCAACUACUCGAGAGGAAAACACACGAGCGGAUUUAAAAGUUGAGUUCAACAAUUCAGCUCCACGAGAUCAAAUCCCAGGGGAUGAAGCUGUUGCACAAACCUUUGUGGCUGCUGUUAACAACCCCAACAACACUUUCAAUGUCACUGUUGAUCCAAACAGCCUUGUAGUUAUUCGUAAGUGAAGAUCAAUUUUCCUUUUCCAAUGCACAGAGCAUUAUCAGGCUUAAGUGUAAAUGUUAUACCUGCUUUUAUUGAGAUAAGAGAUUUUAUAAUGACAAGGAAAAUGGCCAGGGCUUCAAAUUGGCUUAGAGUUUGAGCUAAGAAUGUGAUGUGGUUUUCUUAAUCUAUUUUACAGAAACUACAAAUACAACAAGUUCUACAGAAACUGCAAAUACAACAAGUUCACCAAGUGCAGCGCCAAAUUCAGCCACUACAACAGCAGCCCCCACAGCUGAACAGCUCAUGACACGACAAUUGACGUUCACGUCACGUGGAGAAACUUUUUUAAAUGACUUGCAGAACAACUCAUCUCCAGCAUUUAAAAAUCGAGCUGCAAUGAUCACAUCAGAGGUGAGUCUCACUCUUCAGAAUGUACCAUGUUCUAUUAUAUAAACUAAAAAAAAAACCCACAUAGAAUAUCACCCACUUAAAAUGUGUCCAUACUUUUUUCUGGAUUAUUAAGCAGGAUGUUGUGGGAAAGCUUUCACCUCUUCUCUAGGCACCAUUCCACCACUAUUUCCAUGACAAUAAAUGUGUUGGUCACAAAAUAGUAAUUUAUAGUGCAAAAGAAGUAAAGCAUACUGGUCACAAAUGUGUUAAAAUAAUGUACCAUUUUUUAAAAAUAUUUUUACCCCCACAGCUUCAACCUUACUACCAAAGAGCGUUCUCGUCAUUCCAAUCCUUUACUGUGACAUCAUUCAGGUAAACUCUUAACAUUAUGCGAAUAUAAUGGAGUGAUGUUUUCUAUAAAUUUGCACGUAAACUAAAGCAGAAUGUUUUAUGUGUCUAUAAUGCAGUAAUGGGUCCAUCGUCAACAAAGCAGACCUUAGGUUUGCAAGUACAUCUGUUCCAAGUGGCACUCAGAUUGCAGAUGUUUUGGUCGCAGCAGCUUCAAAUAUCACAGCUUUCAACAUUGACACCACCUCAAUCAUUGUGGAUGGUAUACGUAAGUUGCAUAUGAAAACACCUAAAUAGAUACAUACAAUACAACACAAAUACUUUUAUCUAGGUGUAUGUUCAAGCAUGGGCUUCUCCACUUUUUUUCUUCUUUUACAGAAAUAUCGGGUGCGGUGAGCCACAAAUUCAGUCUGAUCACUGCAUCCUUCCUUGUGCUGCUGUCAUGGCUACUGUCGAACCAAGAAUAG
Messenger RNA from Xyrichtys novacula (pearly razorfish), 72300 nucleotides. Lineage: Eukaryota; Metazoa; Chordata; Actinopteri; Labriformes; Labridae. The record is from the annotation of a GenBank genome assembly.